Messenger RNA from Podarcis lilfordi (Lilford's wall lizard), 48113 nucleotides. The record is from the annotation of a GenBank genome assembly. Lineage: Eukaryota; Metazoa; Chordata; Lepidosauria; Squamata; Lacertidae.
AUGGGGCUGUAAGUGAGGAGGACACUCUGUGGAGAAUCAAGAGUCUCCAUAUACCUUAGAGCCUGCCAGCAGAGAUGAAGACGAAAAACUGGUUCAAGCGCCCUCAAGGGUUGGGAAAUCAGGAACUGGUAUGAACAACGUUGGACUUGUAAUGGUAGUGGAGCAGAAACCAGGUUCCAAUUCAAACUGAGUCAUGAAACUUGGGCCAGUCAUUCUCUCUCAGACUAACCUACCUCACAGGGUGGUUGUGAAGAUAGUGUUGGGUGUGUGUGAGAGAGAGAGAACGAUGUACAAUGCCUUGAACUCCUGUUAGCAAAGAGCAAUAUAAUGUAUAUAGUACAAAUGCAAACAAUGGACAAGGUUUGGUCUAUCAUUGGCUCUAGCCACAAUGUUUAUGCUCUGCCUCUCUGGUCGGAAGCAGUAAUGCUUCUGAAUGCCACUUGCUGGAAACCACAGGAGAAGAGGGUCUGUGGGUCCUGCUUGAAGGUUUCCCAUAGGUAUCUGGUUGGCCACUGUGUGAACAGGAUGCUAGGCGAGAUGGGUCAUUGGCCUGAUCCAGCAGGCUGUUCUUAUGUUAAUAACCAUAGCAACAGCCAAUGAGCAAAUAAAAUUAAGGAACUCUGUAUGAAGAUAGGUGCAUCUUCAUACCGUUGCUUUAUAUUUGCUAGGCCAGCCUCCUGGAAGCCCAAAACAGCACCCCUGGCCUAGGAGGAAGAAACGACUGGCAUCCAAGAUUAUGCAGCACAAUCAUAGAAUACGCAAAACCUGGUUGCAUGCUUUAUUUUGACUAAAGAAUGACACAAGUCAAUGUGCAUUUCAGACCCUUCUGAAAACUCCUUAUUAGCAAACGGAGGACAGCUGUGGACUCAUCACAGUCUUAGGCAUUUAUUUAUUUCAGGUAUUUAUAUGCUGCUUAAUAUUCUGAAUUUUGAAGCAGUGUACAUAAAAUGGGGUUGUUGUUUUAAGUAAAAUGAAUAAGAACUAUUAAAAUUCGCUUAUCGCAGAAGCAGAAAACUACCUGAAAAUUUCUGCUGUCAAAUCAAGCGCCUGAAGUUCAGCAGGGAGGGGUCUUGUCUAAUCUCAUCUGGGAGGGAGUUGCACAGGAUUGGGCCCACAACGCCGAAUGCAUGACUUCUGGUCAUCACAAGCCAAGCAUCUGAACCAAGGGGGACUGCAGAGACACUGACAAUAUCUGUGAUCAGGCAGAGAUAUAAGGAAUUGGGUCGUUCUUAAAGUAUUCUGGACCCAAGUUGUUAAGGGCCUUGUAAAUUAAUAAAAUGACCUUGAAUUUGGCCCAGAAAGAUAUUGCUUUUUCUUAGCCACUGCAAUUCAAAGCAACUUGCAAAAUGACCAAAAAACAAACCCACCCACAUACAUAUGUUAAAACCAAGCGGAGUGGAAAUGCAGUAUCUUUCUUACUUGAGUUUGAGAUGAGCUGAGCUGCCUGUUAAAAUGGUAUCUCUGGUGUCCUUUCAAGAACAUUUGUUUUCAUGAAAUGGUAGCAGGCUGGGAUUGUUGAAUUUCCAGCAUGCCCCAAUCACAUUAUUUUGUGUACCAUAGAAUAUGGGGGGGGGGGGAAUUCAGAUGUUUACAGUUCACCACUAGAUGUCACUGUGACCUGACUGAAGACUUAAGUAUUCUAGACAUAACAAAGUAUAGUGGCCUUACUUGUGAGUAUUCUGUCAUUGCAGUUAUCAGGUUCAGACUAAAUAUCCACAAAGAGCAGCACUGAAAUGUUCUAGGAUGGGAAUAGGGAGCCUGUGGCAUUCCAGAGAUUUCAGAACUACACUUUGUACUGUCCCUGCCUAUUGACUAUGAUGAUUGUCAGGCCUGUUGGGAGCUGGGAGUCCAACAACACCUGGAGAGCCACAGACUCCCCAUCUCUGUUCUGGGACAAGAAGAGAUACCUGCCUCUUCUCCAUGUGCUAUCUAUGUAGUCCAGCAUUGCCCAUAAACAUGCACUGAAGGAGCUGGUUGGUAGGAGAGGAGCCAGUCCUUUAACCAGCUUGGUUGCGAGCACACAGAGGUAACUGAGCCACAUUAAGCGAUCUUGUGUUGGAAAUUCCAGUGUUUUUCUUUUGAGUGAGAUUUCUAGCCAGACUUUUCCCACUGGAGAUUUGAUUGCACAGUAGUUUUCGAAGAACAAAAGUACAGUUGUUCUAUUGAACGAUUUGAGUAUUUCCUAUACAAAAGAAAGAUUAGGUUAAGAGGGUUGCUGGAGAAUUGCAGCACUGUGAAGCAGAACUAUUGCAUGUAUGUGGAAGACAAAAGGAACAACCCCCUUAAUCUCUUUGGGAUUUGAGGUGAAAAACAGGAUUUAAAAAUAAGUCUUCUGCUCAACUCUGCAGGCAUCUUUUGUUUUCUACAAUCCUGUUCCCAAUUGUCUUCAUUUAUUACAUCAUGCAUAUUUUGCACAGGGUGAAAACAGCAAUUGCGUGUGAAUGGGUGCUGUUCUGUACCUUAUGCAAAGUAAGUUGGGAGAGUGAUGUGGUAGAAUUCUGGAAGGAAACUUGUAUUAUUGAGAGAGGUUUACAUUCUGAUGUGCUGGUUUUGCUGCAUACUGCAAAAAUGCAAUGCCAUUUCUACACUGGGACACCCCAGCACUCUACCACGUCCUUCUGCAUCCCAUGUAGAAUAGCUCUCCGGUUCCGCCAUAUUUUAGUAAACAAUAAAUUUAAGACUGGAGGUCACAUCUCUUCUGAAAUCCAGGUAUGAACAAAGAAAUUCUCCCCACAAUCAGGAACCUCUGCAAUAAUCAGGGUUUUUGAUCUUGAGAAUCAGACCUUCAUCAGACCUUCUGCACUCAGCCUGGGAAUUCUGAGUGGGGCAGACAUGCCCAGUGUAUGUGGGGAGAUCAAGAUGCGCACAACUGCUUUCACUUCCCAGUUUAAGCCCUGACACUAAUUUUGAAUGUGCAAUUAGAGCUUACGACAACACAGCCCUGUUUCUACGCUGUGUUCAUGUGAGCAUUAGCAAAAGGGUAGCUACAUUCCACUUUUCCUCCGUAUGCUUUUGCAUCCUUUAGAGAGGACUACUCCUCUUGAAAGUAGGGCAGAGGAGAAUUCUGGGAUACUCUGAUUCAGCUUCACUUUACCAUGAGCUUUGUUUUUGGAGAAUACCUUGUCUGUGCGUAUGCACGAUUCAGAAAUAUGGCACGCCCUCCUGAAUAAGCUCUGCAAGGACUGCCUUGAUGUCAGCCUCAGAUUGGUGGCAAGUGACCCCUUGUGUGAUUGGCUCUCACACCCUGUAUCGCUUUCUAGGUCACCCUUUGUUUGCCAGUCGGAAGACACCUGCUGUGUCCCUCUUCAAUUGGUCUCAGGCUUCUUGCUCCUUGCUGUCUGCCUCACUCCCCUCACUUGUAAACAUAGCUAUCCUGCACUCUGUUUCCUCACUUGGCCUUUCAACAGUGCUCCCUGCUUAUUACAGAGGAGUUGCCUCUCCAAAGUCCAAAUGCUUAUCCUAUUCGGGAGACCCCAUGCCCACAUGCACAAGUGGAUCUGAAGAUGCCACGGAUGAACCUGGGUCCUUCUGCAUGCAAAGCAGAUGUUCUUCCACAAAGCUAGAUCACUUCUCCUGCAGUCUCCAGGUAGGAAAAGCUUGUGUCUGGAACCCUGGAGAGCCUCUGCCAGUUACCAACAAUACUGAACUAGACAGGCUUGUCCUCGGUAUAAGGCAGUUUCUUAUUUCCCUAGGAGCUGCAGGGCAAAACUCACAUAGGACCCAAAGACAGGAAAGGCUAUGCACUGUGCCUGGACAUGUGAGUUUGGAGAGUUGUGAGCCAGUGUUCUGCAGUCCUUGGAGGCACAUGGAAAGAGAAUUUCACACUAACCAGCCCAAUGGUUGGCUGAAAAGCUCUGUUACACUUGCUAAAGGCCGUUUGAAGAUACAGAAUCAUAUAAUUGUAGAGUUGGAAGGGACCUUGAGGGUCAUCUAGUCUUUGAUGUUGGCUGAAAAGCAGGCUAUUCAGGAAUACAGCUGCUCCAGCAAAUUUUACCUUUUUUUCUUGCUCUCAUUGGUCAGGAAGAGACCUGAGCAGAGACCUAAGCUCUCCCUCCUCCCUUCAUCUCACCAAAUUUGCCUGUCAUUCCUUUGAAAAUCUCAGCAGAGCUGUUUUCCCAGAACGUUGCCAUCUUUAAUUGUACAUCAUGCACUUAAACUGUGCUGGCAUUUGAUACGUAGCAUGAUUAAAGAUGUCAGCCCCCACCGGGUAUUAAUGCUUCGGCAGGAGGAUUUGAAGAACUAGGCUGGGACAAUGAAGAUAAUACAAUAAUUGAAGGUGAGGUGAAGGAAUUGAAAAGGGGAAAGGCUUCUGGGUCAAAAGAGCUUAAUGUUAUUUAACACUCAAAUCUAGAAAGCAGAGAGAGUGGCAAGCAAUUGGUUAUUGGCAGCAAGCUCAAACUGAAAGCUCUAACUGAGCUAGAGUAGACACAAUGGACCUAAAUCAGGUCAAUUAAAUAGGUCUACUCUGAGUAGGACUAACAUUGGCUACAACUCAGCUUGUUUUGAAUUUAAACUCUAGUCCCAAAAUCAAUGUUUAGGCAAAUGAAGCUACUGAUAUUUGCAGUCACUUUGCAAACGUCAAUAAUUCUCAGAAAUGGUUUUAAUGGAUGUAUAAAUUCAUGGAGAAUAAGACCCUCGAUGGUUUACUAGCUAUGAUGGCUAUGCUCCACCUCAAAGGUCAGUCGCAGCAGUGCUUCUGAAGACCUGCUGCUGGAAGCUGCAAGGAGAAGGUAGAGUCCUGCUUGUGGUUUGCCCUCGGGCACCUGGUUGGCCACUGUAAAAACAGGAUAUACGGGAUAAGAUGGGCCAUUAGCAGGCUCUUCUUUUGUCCUUACGUUGAAACAGGUAUCGAAUAUUCAGUGAAUAUUUGUGUGUGAGAAUACUGUGGGAAUACGGAACAACAAAAUUUGUAGAGGAAGAUUUUGAAAGUAACUUUCCAUAGAAUCAUAGAAUGGGAAGGGAUCCCAUGGGUCAUCUCCCUGCAAUGCAGUAAUUCUGCCCACCACAGCUACCCCUGGGUGGGCUCAAACCACCAACCUUCUGGUUAACAGCCAGAUGCACUGACCCAUUGCACCAGACAUUGACCUUGUUUCUACUCUCUGUCCAGGUUGGCUAUUUCUCAAAUUGCCCACUGGUUUUCUCUGUAGCACCAAUUGCAUAAUCUGGCAUUAGGAGGGUCUAAUCAGAACAUUCAGCAAGGUUACAAGAGAACGUGUCAUCAUGCACUUGAUUAUUUACUAUCUUUUACUAGCAGGGCCAAGUUCUCGGUUGCUAAAUUUCAGCUAUAAAAAAGUGCAUAUCUGAGCAGCCAGCUAGCCUGCCUGUGCACCAAUCUGUGUGUUUAUCACUGAUUUGCUGUGAAGAGCAGAAUUCCCUAAGAACGUCAAGUACUGGUUUGCCGAAUCAGACAAGGUCUCUGCUCAGAACACACUUGGGUUCAAUGGAUGUAAUUAAACUAGGGUUGCAAUCCUAUCCCCACUUACUUGCGAGUAAGCCCCGUUAGGGCCCUUCCAAAUAUCCUUCUGAUGUUUGUGAUUAUUUGUGCUCACGAGAGCAUGGGGAGGUUAUACUUGAUCCUGCCUUGAAUACUGUUUUGCGUCUGCAAAGGUUUUGGGGUGGAUUUUUCCAGUCAAUGCAUGAACUGCACCUUCCUGCUGAUAUCCUGUAACUGCAGGAGAGCUACAGCUGGCAGAGAGGUUUCGUAAUCAAUCUGUCUUCCCAGGAAACUCUAGGAACUGUAGCUGGGACUGCAGGAAUUGUGGUCUAAUAACUCUCAACACCCAUAACACACUUUAGCUCCCAGAAUUCUCUGGGGGAAGAAGUCAUCCUGCGGUUCUCAACCUGUGGAUCUCCAGAUGUUGUUGGACUACAACUCUCAUCAUCCCUGAGCUCUGGCCUUGCUAGCUAGGGGUGAUGGGAGUUGUAGUUCAACAACAUCUGGGGACCCGCAGGUUGAGAAGGACCAUCAUAGUGAUUUAAAUGUGUGGGGUGAAUGUGGCAAAUGCUUACAACGGAACACAAUAUUUACACAUUAUUCUCUAAACAAAUUACCUCUCAGUUAGUUAUGUAUAUACACAGAAUGAAGGGGGGAAUUAGACAAUUCACUACUUAUAAUGCAUAAAUAAGGACUUUCUUCCCCUUUUUAAAAAUAAUACUAUCCUCUCCCCUGUUGUAAGUAAGCAGGGCCAAGGGGAAUAUUGGAAGCCAGAUCUUCCAAGGGAGGGUGGGAGAUCUGAUGCAGGUAGACUUGAGUCUGAUACUUCCUCUGCGUUUCAAAAGAAAUGGUACCACUGUUAAAAACUGCCCAUCCCCAAGGACUGAUCAAAGGGACCACCUGUCACGGUCUCAGGGCCAAACCCCAUCCGCCUGCCUGCCUCCCUCCAUCUCGCCCACCCCCGUCCUUUAGAUUUACCCUCUUUCCUCCCAACCGCACAAAACAACUCUUCCCCUCCCCUCCUCAGAGGAGGGGUGUGUCGCACUCGGUUCCUCCCAUUGGCGGGCGCCGCAACGGAGCGGCGAAAGCUCGACUCCGAUUGGCUGCGGCGCGUUCGGCGAGCGGGCCAGCUGCGAUCCGCCCUCCCGGCUGCUCAGUUGCAAGCAGGGGACCGCGGCGGCGGCGCGGCUAGACGGGGGCGAAAGCGGCUGAGGUCGGAGCGAGCCGGCGUUUGCCUGGAAAGCGGUGAGUAGGGGGAGGGCUCUGCUUUGCCGCUCUUCCGCUUAUCUCGGGAAGGAGGCGAGAAGAUAGCCUCCAUUUUAUACCUACCUGUGAACAGGAUAGAUAAUAAUUAGGAGCAGCAACCCCUUCCCUUCAGUUCUUAAUACAGUAGACGGGGUCUUUAUGUAAUCCCUUUUAAGCAAUAUAUUUUCUUUCCCUUUCAUCUAUUAUUGCAUCCUGCUUCUCCCAUUUUUUUUGGGGGGGGAGGGAGGGGACAUCAAUGUGCCUCCCUGAUCUACUGGGGAUAACCUUUUCCAGUAUUGCCCCCUCCCAAUCUCUUUAUUGCGUCCUCUUCUCGGAGAUCUCUGGUUCUGUCUGGUUUCUCUUCCCAGUCGCUCUCUUCGACCUCCCCCAUUUUAGUAGGGAGGCUUCUUAUUAGCCCUCUUCACCUCCCCCCCCCCCAUGUUUCUACCUCUACAACAUCCUGCCCCCUCAGCCUCAACCCCUUACGACAGUGAUGGCCAAACUUGGCCCUCCAGCUGUUUUGGGACUACAGUUUCCAUCAUCUCUGACCACUGGUCUUGUUAGCUAGGGAUGAUGGGAGUUGUAGUUCCAAAACAGCUGCCACCACUGCCUUACGGCCUUUCUCGCCACCCACCCCUCCUCCAGUUCCAUGUUGAACUCUCCCCAUCAUUCCCAUUGUGUGUGUGGGUUUCCCUUCUUAAUCUAUUUCCAGAGCCACCCCUUAAUGUCCUGUCCCCCAUUUUUCUUCUAGGGAACUAAUCCUCCCCCCCCAAAAAAAAACCCUUUCUUGAGGACACAACUUCACUUCGUCUCUAUCAUUUCCCCAAAUCUAGCCUAUCCUUCUUAGGGAAUCUCAUCCCACUUCACACCACAUCCCAUUUUCAAGGAACCUUCCACAUUGGUCUAAUUUUGGGGGAACGAUUUCAAUUCUGACAAUGCCCAGUAUCUCUUGUGAGCCUUUCCAGGUGCUAUCAUAGCAAGAACUUCAGAAGAGCUUCUGGCUUCUGGACCAGGCCAAAGACCUACGUGGUCCAGCAUCCUGUUCUUAUAGUGAUUGAGCAGAUGCCUGGGGAAAACUCGCAAGCACAACCUGAGCACAAUACCGCUUUGCUUUCCUGUGGUUUCCAGCAACUGGUAUUCAGAAGCAUUGCUGCCUCUGACUGUGAAGGCCAAGCAAGCCAUUGUUUCUAGUAGCCAAUGACAGUCUCAUCCUCCAUGAAUUCAUCACCACCACCAGCACCCUGACUUGAGCAUCUUUGCUCCUCUCCAUCCCUCCUGGAUGGUCCUCCUUUCCUGAGGAACAGGAAGCCGAUUCAGACUAGCCAGACAGCCUCUACCCAAGAAUAACAUUCUUAGACUCUUUCUCUAGUUUGUCUUGGACACCCUUCCCAUCACCACUCCCAGAAAUUUAAAGGUGCAAUUGCAUUAUCAAAACAAGCAAAUGGAAUUUGUGCUGCAAGCUUUUCAUCAGCUUCAUCAGUGGAUUAAUCAACUACUCUUGUUGAGUGAAUGGCAGGGGGCUGUUUCCAUCAGUGAAGGAAUAUUUUAAUCAGCGAGUUUUGUUUUGUAGCAGUUUUGGUUCUGGUUUGUUAACCAUCCCGCUAAGGGACUCCAGGGAUGUCCUUUUAGCAAAUGAUUAGCAGGUUUUGUUUAUCAAAACUACGAGUGCUUAUGAAACUUAACCAAUUAACUACUUGAAAGGCAAGUGACUAACUAAAAUAAACCCACCCAUUUCUUGCAAGUCCAAAAUAUGUGACUGUUUUUUAAAUGGAACUGUAGAGUUUGAAGAGGUCAAAGGGUGAUAAAACCAGACUGCUAACCAAUUUUGACCUGGGAUAAAGUUCCUUCUACACAUCUCAUAUUCUGCACUCAAAAAAAUUAAAUAAAUUAAAAUUCACCAGCAAAGAUACUGGGAGACAGAUAGCCAGGCAGGCACUAAAGUCCCAGCCUCUGACCCCCAGGAUUUAUCUUGGAAGUCUUGAGGACUAGCGACCUUUAAAAAAAGAAAAGAAAAAGAAAGCUUAGAUUCCAAAGGAUGAUGAAUGCUGUCCCCAGGGCUGAUUACAACACUUGUAGAACAUACCCAGCCCAGAGAAUCUUGUGUCCUUAUCUUCUGUAGUUACAGAAAAUGUAGCAUUUGUGCUCAUCUUUUCUUCUCAGAUUGCCCCCCAACCCACACUCAAAAGACCUUAGCCAAAUCUUGAAUUUGAUGGGAAGAGCCUGAUGACAAAAAAAGAAGCAGGAAGCACAUCAUUUUCUGGACUGUGUUGUAACCAACAAGUCCUACUCAAAUUAAUGAACCUAAGUUAGCCAUUUCCAUUAAUUUCAAUAGGUUCACUCUUGAGUAUGAUUAGCAUUACCACUGUUUGUUUGUUUGUGCUAUGUGUUUCCAUCCUAAAACCUCCCUUUUGUGGCAGGUGAUCAGUUUUUGAUCACCCACUUGCUCCUGACCCAACACUCCUCCAAAUCCAUAUUUGCACCUGGGGAGAGGGUUGCAAAGCCCCCUGUGAAAUGAUGCUCUCUUUGCUCUCCUCACUGUGUCCAUUCCCUUUCUUUUUCUGCCCCACCCCCACUCUGUUUUCCUUGCCAUAAAUGACUGUUUGUGUCUCUGUCCCCUUAUGUAAGAAAAUCUCUUUCCUUCAAAAGAUCCCAACCAGUUUCAACCUUGGGGGGUGGGAUUUACAUUUCAUUCAAGUAGUCCCUCUAUCAAGUGCUUUUAUCGUGGCUGGUUUUCCACGAUUAAGGCCUUCCUUCUUCCAGGGAUUGUCAGUUGUGAGCAGUUCUUCGACUGGUGUUGCUCCGAUGUUUUGAAAGGGGGGUGGGGGGUGGAUUCAUGCAUUCUAGGGAUUGAAGCAGCAACUGGAUGGAAGAAAGCAUCGCUGCGAUUCUCUGAAAAUUAUCACAAUAAAUUCUGUUGCACUUAUGCAGAAAGGGGUCUUGCAAAGGAGCCCUUAUCCCUUCUCUUGCCUGGUUGGGACCAGAAACAGCCCUCCUGUUCCUUCUCCUCUCACUUCCUUGUAGGUGGUUUGGUUUGGUUUAAUUUUAAUUUGGGGAGGUGGGAGGAGGAAACCUUUCCUAGCCGUGGACGGUAGAAAGAUCCUGGAUAGCAGGCAGCACGUUAUAAGACCAUAUAUCAAUUAUCUUGCUAUAGCCAUGUUAUCAUCAAACGAAGUGGUUCCGCUUUGCUCUUCUGUGCUGAGUCAUGUUUAGGUACUGUUUAAUCGAUUUGCUGUUUCAGCAUAGGGAAUUCGCCUUGCGCCGAAUCGUGCCUUUUUUUACAGCAGGCUAGGGAGCACUGGCAGUGGUGGUCCAGGGUAGCAGCCUGAGACCUGGUCUUUUCCCAUCACCUGCAGCAAGAGGGGUAUAGAAUCAUAGAAUCACAGAAUUGUAGAGUUGGAAGCGCCCCCCACAAGGGUAAUCUAGUCCCAAUACCCUGCAAUGCAGGAAUCCGAGCUGAAGAAUCCCUGACAGGUGGCUAUCCAUACCCUGUUUAGAAACUUCCAGUGAAGGAGAGCCCACUAACUUCUUUGGGAGUCCAUUCCAUUGUCGAACAUCACUUAUCGUCAGAAAGUUCUUCCUAAUGUUUAGUCUGAAUCUCCUUUCCUCUCCUAUGAAUCCAUUGGCUUGGGUCCUACCCUCUGGAACAGUAGAAAACAAGCUUGCAUGACUGAAAUGCGCCCUUGAACUGAUGAUAACUCUUGGUUGCAUGAGUGGAGGAUUGGGAAGGUUGUGAAUAUGCCUAGAAACUAGCCUACUGUACAAAGUAAAAUAUACAUCUGUUGCUCUGCCCCCCCAUCCUUUGCCUCUGGCCCCACCUGCACCCAGCAUGUGGCCCCUGGCAAAUUGCCCAGGAGAGAAUGAGGCCCUUAGGCUGAAAAAGACUCAUGACAUGUUCCAGCCAGGCAAAAACCCCUUGAGCCAAUGAGAGGUGGAGCCUGCAGAGAAGAGGUGGAGCCUGGAGACAGGUAUGGAGAGACACAUAUACGCUCCAAGCCUGAGGUCCCCCUCCCUAUGACUUUGCAGCCAGCCAGCUGAAUUGUUAAAUUUUGCCGGGUGUAUUUGCCUAGGAAGUUCCAGUGGAACAGCAUGCAAAGUUUUCUCAGCCAAAUGAGGUGAUGUGUUUGGAGCAGCUGCCUGCCACUUUGUGGUGGAUGCAAAACACCACAGAUUGCAUCUGUUCCCCAGGGGUGGCACCUGUUCUUUGCUUGAUCCUGUUGCUGGUGUGGGAGGGAGGGGCUGCAGUUCCUGCAGGUCAAGGCCUGGGCUUAGCAACUGCUGAUUCCCGGCUCCGAAGGAAUAAUGAUGGCAAUUACGGUGAUCUUUGGAACAGGAGAGGUUGCCAGUUGGCUUAGUUUGGCAGAAAUGAGCUGCAGUUUAAUUUGUACUCUGAUCUGCAGAAGACAUGAGCUGCUUGUGUGCAUAUGCAUGCAGAUGGGCUGACACUCUAGGAACAUAGGAACAAGCUGCAUAAUACCGAGCCCUGCAUUGCAGCGGGUUAGACUAGAUGACCCUCGGGAUCCCUUCCAAUUCUACCAUUCCAUAAUUCUGUGAUUCAGGCCAGUGGCCCAUCUAGCCCAAUAUUGCUUACACCAGAGGUUUUCAACCUUUCUGAGUCCAUGGCUCCCUUGACCUUCUUUCUGCGGCACCCCUGUGGGGCUCAGGAGCCCAGUUAUGUCACCCCUUGCCUGCAAAGCUGGCAGCCCCUCACCCUUUUUGGAACACCCUCCCUUGUGGAGUGUUCCCUCAGCCUCCUCCCCUGGGAGUCCUCUGGGCAGCCACUGCUGCCACCCCUGGUCUCUGAGCUGCCCCCUCCCCCUGCCCCAAAGAGAGGUGUCUCCUCACACUGCCCCACAGGAGCCUGGGACUUGUCUGUCCAUUCCCAACAGCAAGGGUUGGUGGACUGGCUGGCUGCACUCCCUUGCCCGCUUGCUUGCUUACUCUAAGGCUGCUUCAGCUCCUGGAAACCAGUACCCCUUGGCCAGCCCCAGAGGCACCAUUCGCCUGUGGAGCUUGUAGCCAGGGCUGCUGCAACAAACAGCCAUGGAAGCCUUUGGGAGGCAGAGACACUAAAGGGCAACAGAGGAGGGAGGGAGGGAAAGAGGGAUGGAGCCCAGUGUUGCCCGUGGCACCCCUGACCAUCAUUCACGGCACACUGGUUGAAAACCACUGGUCUACACUGACAACAAGCAGUGGUUCUCCGGUAGAGGACAAUUCCCAGCCCUACCUGGAGAGGCUGUCGGGGAUCGAACCAGGGACCUUUCACAUGCAAGGCAGAUGCUCUACCCCUGAGCUAUGGACCUUGCCUUGUCAUAGGAAGCUGCCUUCUGCUAAGUAACAGUUUUAACCCGAAGUUGGGGUUGCUUUUAAAUGAAUGUUACUAUUGAGAUAGAGCUGAAGAGUUGAAGUCCACAACAUCUGGAGGGCAGCACAUUGGUAAAAAAAAAGAGGUAAAGGUAAAGGACCCCGACAGUUAAAUCCAGUCACAGAUGGCUCUGGGGUAGUGCUGUGUUAACUGGACCAAUGGACUGUCUUGGUGUAAUCUUUAAAGGGUGCUUGCUGAUAGGCCUCUUGCCUGGUCUUCUGUGGCAAGUAAGGGUUGCCAUUUGGUGGACCAGAAGCAGAAGUUCUUUUAAAUUAUCACAGACACACACAUUCCUUUGUGGCCAUUGAGGUUUAGCAAAAUUAAUGUGUGGUCAGCAGAGGCCGGUUUAAAACACUCUCACACACAAUUAUUAAAUAUUAGUAACUUUGGGCAAAUUGGAAUGGUUGCUGUGGGGAUAGAACAUGCAGAUUCACCAUUUUUGUUCUGAGGCGGUGUUUGGGUUUGAGGACAAACACUUUUUCCAAAAUCUUUCAGUCAGAAAGAUCUUUGCAGGCAGAAGUCUGCAGCCAACAAAGAAAUGUUUGUAUGGGUGACUGGCUGUUAAGUGCCAUGAUAAAGCAGUGUGUCUUGUUUUGCCUGAAAGGCUUGAAAUGUCUUUGGGUCCAAAAGAGUUCAGCUUAGUUUCAUCUCUGGUAUAAUGCAUGUGUAUCUGAUGUAUGUGUUUAUCUAGAUGCAUAGACCUGGGAAUCCUGCAUAUUGUUAUAUGACUAUGUCUCUGGCCGGCUAAACCAGGUGAGGGUAGCCAAGGGGUCUCAAACCCUCGGUGAAUGAGGGACUUGCCCUGCAUGUGAAGACAAGCUCAGGCGGAUGAAUGGACGAGACCAUUAGUGGGUCCAAUGGUCAAGAAGGUGGUUUCUGCACAUGAGGGGCAGAUGAGGCUCAUCAACUUGGGAAGGUAGCCCAUCUAGGAGAAGGAAAACUGAUCUUAAACCUCUGCUGCCUUGUGGCUAUACUCCUUCAUGAGAAAGGAUUUGGGAGUAAACCCCAGGGAAAAGUCUGUACCCACUGCCUUGUGGGACAGUUAAAGCAUCCAUGACAAGUGGCCAAUCAACCUCUGCUUAAAAACUUCCAAGGAAGGAGAGUCCACAACCUCCCGAGGGAGACCAUUUCACUUUAAAGCAGUCCAAGUUCAUGGCUGACACUACACCCUAUGGGUUUAUUUAUCGGUUUAUUUAUGCAGUGUUGGUCCCAAAUCUUCUAACAUUUCAGCUUCCUCAGGCUCUGAAUAGCCUGCCUUGCACUGCCUACAAAAGGAGGUUGCGUUAGUACGGUAAAUUGUAACAGCUUUCUGUCUUUCGUUCUCAUUAGAAUGCUUAAUUCCACAGUGUCUUAGAAUUGCAUCAGAUGUGAAUACUGGUCAUUUAUCAUAAUAAAGGGAUUGAUUGAGUGCUUGGUUGCAUCAGAUGAAAUGGAGCCCAGUUAACAAAAAGGAUGCCCCAUAAUAAACUUGUUAGAUUUUAAGGUAUUGCAAAACUCUCUGGAAAUGUCUUCAGAAUCGGUGCUAUUCUGAGUAGUUUAGCAACAGUUAAGUUGCUGGGAAUUGAAUUUACACUCUGCAUCAGCAUGGUGUCCUCCCAGAUGCCUCUUCCAUCAUCCCUGACCAUUGGCCAUGCUGGCUCAUGACAGUUGGAGUCCAACAACAUUUGGAGGGUGUUGAUUCUCUCUGCAGAGGAGUGAGCAGGUAGUACAUUGGAAUCUAUUGAUUGAACUCAGGGUGAUUUGCAGUUGAUAGGCAAAAGCUUUUGACUCCCAAAUUUAACAAAAGUAAAAUUAUAUGUUUAUUUUAUUUUAUUUUUAAGAUACCAUGAUACCUGGCCAUGUGCUUAUUAUUUUAUCUCUUGUUCUCCUAUGAAAUAUAAGUAGUUAUUUGUUGCCUUUGAUCAGAUUGCAUUGUGUCUGGAGAGUUUUGUGUUAGAUUUUUUGACUUAGAUUUAGAUGUGUCUUUGUCAAUUGUAGCGUCGAUUACAGCCUCAUGGACUGAAGUAGGUAAUUGACACCACUGCCUCCACACUCCCCUCCCACCCAUCCCCAGCCUCUUUUUCACCAGGCUCUGCUUAGGGAACCUAGUAAAAAGCAAAAUGGGAAGCGGGGACAUAACUCAGUGCUAUGCUCAUUAUCUCCAGGGAGGGCUGUAAGAGACCCCCGGCUGAAAUCCUGGCGAGUCACUGCCAGUCACAAGCUAGAUCAGGGAUGGGGAACCUUUUUGGGCCAGAUCCUUAUCAGGAGCAGCCUCACCUGUCCAUUAUACGAUGCCACAAUGACAUCAAGUGCAAGGUGCUUUGACGUCCCAGAGUCGGAACUUCAAAGCACCUUGCAAGGUACUGCUAAAAGAGAGAUUUUUUUCCCUCCUUUCUUUUUUAGCAGGGGGGUUCCAUGGAAUUUGCUGAACUGAGCAGGAUUUAACUCCCCACUCAUUAGUUGAUAAAAGUAGCAGUUAAAUCCUUCUGCUUUGGCUGCAUACCCUUCCUUCGUGCUGGGAAUGGGUACACAGCCAAUGUAGGAUUUAACACCAUCUUCCUACCCAUCAGAUGAUGUCAUGGGUUUUGUCAGCUGGUGGAUGUGGUUUGGGGAAAAUGGGUUUGCAGGCCAGAGGUUCCCCAGCCCUGGGACAGAUGAACCCAAGGAGCUACCUUAGUGUAGGGCAGCUUCUUGUGUAGCUCCAUGCUUUCUGGCAUUAGGAGAAACUGGGAUAAAUGUCCCUCCCUGUGCACUGUUCCAAAUUGUGUUAAUCCUCACCCACGUUCCCUUCUCGGCCAUUUCUUUCUUGUUCCAGUGCCUGGUUUUAUGACUGCUUGCAGAGUGGGGAGGAGAUGCCUGACUGUUAAAUCUGGUCAAAAGUCAUAAAGGGAGCCUUGUCUUCAGAUUAAAAAAAGGAAAGGAAAGGAAAAACCCCAAUCAAUAAUUGUGCUUUGGGGCCAGAUCUUGCAGUCACGCUGUGGAACUUCAGCCUCUGAUCAACUCAUUAAAUCUGUGCCGAUGGUGUCAGCGAGGAAGUCGAGCAGCUCGGAUUGCGGGAUUCUCUUAGCCAGGUCUAUUAACUUUGCAGAAAUCAAUAAUAAUAAUAAAAUCGCUGCAGAUGAACCUCGCAGUGCGGCACGUCAGUUUCAUAAAAGCAGCUGAGGACCGUGGCGCUUGGUGGAUGCGGCUCCUCAGUUGGGACAUUUCCUCCCCUGAGACGAUGCCAGGUGAACCUGAUGGGAUCCAUUUUCUUGAACCCUGUGCAACCACAGCUAGGCAUCUAAUGCAGCAGCUGCCUGUCUGGGAUACCACCAGGGAAGGGGUCACUAACCUCUGGCCCUCCAGAUGUUGCUGAGCUGCAACUCUUAGCAAUUCGUGCUGCUCGGUGUUCAGGGAUGAUGGGCAUUAGGAACAUAGGAAGAACAUAGAAAGCUGCCUGGUGCCAAGCCAGACUUACCUUAAUCAUGAACGUUUAUUUCAGUGGGUCUGCUCUAAAUUUGACUAAGGUAAGAUGCAGCCCAGGGGUGGAAAGGAGAAACAGAAAAACUAAAGCCUGCAGAUUUAUCCCUCCUUUUCUGACACAUAGUUGGAUCCUAGAGUUGGAAGAGACCCUGAGGAUCAUCUAGUCCAACCUGAAUAUGCAGCUGUCCCAUAUGCAGAUCGAACCUGGCGUUAUCAGUACCAUACUCUAACCAAAUGAGCUAUGCUUGAUAGGCAUGAAGCAUUGUUGGGGAAGGGCUGUAGCUGAUUGGUAGAGCAUUUGAUUUGCAUGUGGAAGGUCCCAGAUUUAAUCCCUAGCACCUGCAGGUGGGAAAGGGAAUUUCCCCUGUCUGCUCCCAGUCAGUGUAAACAAUACUGAGCUAGAUAGACAUAGGAAGUCUUCUACCAAGUCAGGCCAUUGUCUGUCUAGCUCAGUAUUGUUGACACUGACUGGCAGCAGCUCCGCAGGUUUGGGACAGGGUUCUGCUCCAGACCUAUCUGGAGAUGCCAGUGAAUGAACCCAGGACCUUCCGAAUGCAAAGCAAAUGAGCAGUGUUGUUGCCCAAAACAUUUGGAGGUUUUUGGCUGAUUCGCCAAUCAAUCAAAUGUUGCAGCCCUAGAAAAUAUUCCACCUUGAUGGGUUUGAGGGUAUAGAUGUUUGGGGUGUAGAUGUUGAUAUGGUCUGGCUUUUCUUUAAAGGUAAGACCUACCAUGUGAGCAUAGGGGUCUCUUAGGUCCAGAGGUAGAACUUAAAUCACUCUAGGUUGGAUUUGAUUUUUUUUAAGUUACCUCAUUUGAGAGCGCUUGCUUUUGAAAUGAUAAACCAAAUGCGGCAGCACUUGUCCUGCUUGGUUUGUCUUCUCCUUUGUGACGCUGAUGUGGCCUCGUUGGGUCGCUUGCAGGCAUAACUGAUGUGCUUCCGUUUGACAUUUUUGUCUCUGUCUCAAGGGGCUGCCAUUUAUUUUUUAUCUAUUUUUUUAUUAAAGAUUUUGUUGAUUUACAAAAGUGUGCAAUAUCUCUCGUGGUUUUUUCCCCAUGUAACAUUUUUGUUGAGACAUUAGAAAGAAAAGGGGGAAAGAGGUGUAGGGAGGGAAAGAUGGAUGGGGUUGGGGUCAGGUGGUGAUAUUUCUAUUUUACCAUAUUUACUAUAUGUAGGGUUUGGUGUCAGCGUUGCUUGUGCAGGUACUUUGCUGUUCCUUUGGUGGUGAGAGAGGUUGGGGUUGGCCUAGGGUGUGGUUAUUCAUUUGUGGUUGGCUGUGGUGGCCUUUGUUUUCAUGUGUGAGUGGGGUAGGUGGGUGUUUUGGAUCAGGUUAGCCAUAUUGAUUUGUAUGCUGUUGGUGGAUUUUUAUCGUUGUGAUGUUGGGCUGUGUAUGUGAUAAAGGGUAGUCAUACCGGGGUGAAGGUGUCUUCUUCUAUUUGAUCCCGUGUCAGUUUCAGUUUAUUGGUUAAUUUUUCUAGUAGGGCUGUUUCCCAUACUAUUUGGUACCAUUGGUCCAUGCUUACUCCUGACAGGUGUCUCCAGCGUCUGGCUAUGAUGCUUCUGGCUGCUAAAAGUAGGUGGGUUAUGAGUUCUUUGUGGUGUAAGUGGGCAUUAUUGUCUUGGAAGAUGUUUAGUAAGGCCAAUUCUGGGGUGAUUUCUAAUACUUGCUUGGUUAUUUUACUUAUUUCUCGUAUGGUUGUUGUCCAGAAUGGUUGGAUUUUGGGGCACUCCCACCACAUGUGGAGGUAUGUGCCUGUGGAGGUGCACCCUCUCCAGCAUUUUGGUGAGGUUCCUGGGUAUAUUAGAGCUAGUUUUCUUGGUGUUAAGUACCACCUGUAGGUGAGUUUCAGAGUGAGUUCUUUUCUUUUCGUUGAUAUGGAUUUAAAGGGGGGGGUUUAGACCACAUUUUGGUCCAUUGAGUGUGGUUAAUCUCAUAGCCUAUGUCAUCCUCCCAUUGUUUUUUAAUUGCGUCUAGGGAGUUUGUGGGAUUUUGUAGUAGUAUUUUGUAUAUUACCCUGUGUGUUCAUCUUGGAAUCUUGCAACCAAAGACCCUGUCUCCCUGAUCCUUUAGGGCAAAUGGGAUGAUGCCCUGCCUGCCUGUCUUCUUGCUUACGUCCCCAGUCCGGGAGGGUGACACUACUUGCCAGCUUCCCCCUCCUUCGUCUCAGUGUUGCUUUUGCGGAACUCAGCAGGGAGGAGAAAGAUGGAUGCUGAAUAAGAAUUAGUUGCCUCCACUUGUCAUUGGCUCUAGCGACACCUUCUGUUGGGCUCCCUGUCUUCCACCCUACCAGAAACAAUGGUCACCAGCCACCCCUGCCUGACUCAUGUUUUUGGAUAUAGAACUCAGAAAGGCCUGAUCUAGUUAGGUUUGGUUAUCUUUUGGUAGGUUUGGUGAUUCCCAAAGUGGGCAGUACCUGGGGCGGUGGAAUUACCUAGGGGGCGCUGAGGCAAGGGGGCAGCAGGGGGCUGCUGGAGGUGUAUAUGACUAUCCGACUUCGAAAAGCUGGCAUCAGUGGAUCAUGUUCAUCAGUUUUGUUGAAUUAAUUAAGCUAAAUAGUUGUAACCGGAUUUUGGAAAAAAUGUGUAAUUAAGUGUUACUGUUUUGGAUUAUAUUCUGUUGUUAUCUUCCUUAGUGGGCCAUGCAAACCGCUAUUCUGAAUAAUGCCUUUUAUAGGGUAGAGUAUGCAGACACUGGGGAUGAGUUUAUGAAACCAAGGGGGCAUUGACCUGGAAAAGUCCGGGGAGCCACUUAUUUAAUGGGAGAUAAGAAGCAUCACAUAAGAGCUUUAAAUUACUGUUGACUGCUGGAAAUCAGCCUUGGGACAUGGCGGGGAGACUGUGCAGCACUGCAAUUCUCAGCACCCUUAACAAACUGCGGUUCCCAGGAUUCUUUGGGGGAAGCCAUGUACUUUAAAUGUAUGGUACCUAUGCAACCUGAGGUUACAGCCGCACCAUAUAUUUAAGGCACAUGGCUUCUCCCAGAGAAUCCUGGGAACUGUAGUUUGUUAGGGAGCUAAAAAGAAAUUUCUGCCUGCUUGCAUCCCUAAGUAACACAGAAGACUUUGGGGCAAGAGCAUGGAGUUUAUCCUGUUUUAUUGCCAUACCACUGUCCUUUCUAAAGCUACUGAAUAUUUUAAUAUUGUUGUGUAAGUUAGGGUUGCCAUAUUUCAAACAGUUGAAAGUUGUUGAGCUGCUGCUUCUUUUGCCAAAGUUGCUGAGCUUUUUGUAGUUUUGCCCAAAGUUUUUGAGCUAUUCUUAAGGAAUAUCUCCAAAAAUGACACUGCCGACAUGGGUUGCCAUACGUCCAGAUUUUCCCGGACAUUUUGGCGAUUUAUGCUCGGACACUGCUUCUGAAUGCAGUAUUACGGAUAUGUCCAGGAAAUUCCUGGAGAAAUUUGAGGCUCUUUGCAAUUUAACCUAAUUUGCACUUUGCUACCUUUCCAAAGUCGUACUUCUCUUAGUUUUGUAAGAGAAGUUCUCUUUUUAAAAAAAAAGUGUACAAGCAUAAUGUGUGUGUUGGAGGAAAGCGUGCAUGAAAACAACAUAGAAAAAAUGGAUCACGCUUAGGGGAAAUCCCUUGCAAAGAUGUGUAAAUCAGGAGGAAAUGGAACAAAAAUACUGGCAAAUUUUCAUUAGAAAUUCCACCACCACACACACAGACACACCCGCAAAAAAAAUAAACACACAAACUGAUGUGAAAAUGUGGCAAGCUGAAUUUCAGACGGUUAAACAGAGAAAUUAAAACUGGUCUACCCAUUCUUACUGGGGGGUAAACAGAAAAAACUUAAAAUGCAUUCCAAAAUAUCCCCACCCAAAAAAUAAUAAUUCCCCCUUACACACUCUCACACACAGAAAAACCAUAACCAUUGAACCAUAUAUUUUCUACGGUGUACUGAUGACUGGACUAAGGUGCUGUCUCCUAUCUAAUAAUUAUACAUUUCCUUGCAGAUUUUCCCUGUCAUUGGUUACUACAGCAACCGUAUAGUGGUAGCUCAGCUGAAGAGCUGUCUGGGUGAUUUAUGGCUCAAAAGACAUUCUCCCCCCCCCCCCCAAAUCCCUUCCCUCUCAUUGGAACAUUCCUUGCGCUUGUAUUCUUGCCCCACUGCGGGUGCCAUGGCAACUUAUCAAGAGGUUGGGGGGGGGUCACCUGAGGCUGCUGCAUUUUCUCCUGGUGAGUAAGGCAAGAGCUGCGGUCGCUCAGGCUCUGUUACUACAGCAUCUUGCACCUUGUAUCUCUGCGCACACAUCACACAUCUGUGAGUGAGCAGAGCAUAAAUGUGUACAUAUUAAAUCUCCCAUUUCUGGACUGAGAACUUUUUCAUCUUGCAGAGGAAAGCUGAACUAAGGGAAGAUGGCUGAUUUUUUGGUACUCUAAUGGUUUCUGUGUAUUUAGCAUUGCAUGCGGAAUUUCAUAGUACAGGGUCGCCCGGUGUUAUUUUUAUCCGAGGCUGGAUAGGAAGGGAAAAGAUUUAGAUAAUAUAGAUGUUAGGUUUGUGUUCUCGUUCUCUCUCUCUCUCUCUCUCUCUCUCUCUCACACACACACACACACACUCUCUCUCUCUCUCUCUCUCUCACACACACACACACACUCUCUCUCUCUCUCUCUCUCUCUCUCUCUCUCUCUCACACACACACACACACACACACACACACAGCAUCAAGCAAUGACAGCCAUAUUUAUUACCUAUAGCUGCAGGCCUCUGCACAAUAGGCAAUAACAAAAUUAUUGUUGUUCAUAAUUGUUAUUUGUACAUAUUUGCUUAUUUAUUUGGUUUAUUGACUUCAAAUUUUUAAAAUGCAAUUUUAAGAACAGUUAAAACAAAUUACAGCCAAGAGAAUAAGUUGGGAAAUGUAUAUUCCUCAGCUGUCGAAGGCCAGAAUCAAAGGUUUCAUCUUCAGCAUGUGGUGGAAACCACAAAAUGAAGGUGCCAGGUAUAUCUCUGUAUGAGGGGUGGGAUUGUGCAGUUUAUGGGGCUGCCACACAGAAUGCACCUUUCCAGGCAGCCCCCCCCCCCCGCCUGAGCUUAUGAGGGUGGGGGGAAUUACCCAGAGGGCCCCCUCCAUCAUUCUGAACGUAAAACGGCAUGAAACAGAACAAUGAAAUGUUCAGCUUUGUUUAUCGUUGCGAUGCUAGCUACGAGAAAAGAAUCUUAACAUCUGUAAUUUCAAUCCAGAUAGACCAUCAGCUGCACAGUUAACUCUCUCACAUCCAAAAUAGUUAUUCUUGAAUAUCUUAGCAUUGAUAGGAAUUUUAAAAAUAAAAUAAAUUACAACCAUCAGACUUUGCAAAUGGAUUUUUUAAAAUUAACUGUAGAAAGAACCUCCACCCCAAGGUUUUUUUUUAUAUACCAGGAGCAUAAUUAAACAAAGUGCACAAUUCCUGAGAUUCAGGACAGGCCCCAGCACUCACAUAAAAUCCAGUUAUCUUUCCUCUGUCUCCCAUCCCAGUAAGCAUCAUUAAACCAACGGAGAGGCAUAACUCUGGAUUGUAUUCAAUGAAAUGAACCCCGUGUUCACAGACUUGAUUUUAAGUUUAGAAAAUAACUACUGUACAUAGACAAGGGACACGGGUGGCGCUGUGGGUUAAACCACAGAGCCUAGGACUUGCCGAUCAGAAGGUCGGCGGUUCGAAUCCCCGUGACGGGGUGAGCUCCCAUUGCUCGGUCCCAGCUCCUGCCAACCUAGCAGUUCGAAAGCAUAUCAGAGUGCAAGUAGAUAAAUAGGUACCGCUCCGGCGGGAAGGUAAACGGCAUUUCUGUGCGCUGCUCUGGUUCGCCAGAAGCAGCUUAGUCAUGCUGGCCACAUGACCUGGAAGCUGUACGCUGGCUCCCUCGGCCAAUAAAGCAAGAUGAGCGCCGCAACCCCAGAGUUGGCCACGACUGGACCUAAUGGUCAGGGGUCCAUUUACCUUUACCUAUAACAAAUAGAAUCAGUUACAUUUCCAUGCAUUAUUUUAUAGAUAUUUAAAUGAUAUUGUCCCAAUACAUAUACGAUUAUUAGUAACCUGCUACAUUCUGUAUAAACUUGUUCCAAAUGUUAUCCAAAGUCUACAUCUUUUUUUCUUUAUAAACAUAUUUUUUAUUAAAGAUUUCUUGGUUUACAAAAGUAUGUGCAAUGUCUCUUUUUUCAAGUUACAUUUCCUACAGAUCAGUUUCAUUUACUGAGACGGCAAAGUCCAUGUCUUUAAGCAAUCUGUUCAUAUGUUGCAAGUGUUGUCACGUCAUGAAUCCAUUGAUUAAAGGGGAUCAAUACCUUUAUUCUUCCAAUUCAUCAAUACCAGUCUCUUGCCGGCCGCCCCUGCUGGUUGGCGACUGUGAGAACAGUAUUCUGGACUAGAUGGGCCAUUGGCGUGAUCUGGCAGGCUCUUCUUCUGCUACUAAAUAGUGUGUAGAAUACAUGGGCAUUGCAAGCAAGGAUGUGCUCUAUUCAUUUGUAAUAAAUUAUGCAACCCGGGAGCAAUCGGCUGCAAAUGUAGAAGCUUGGAAUAGUGUUGAGCAAGAAUCCUUGGAUGCAUCGUUGCAAUGGGAUUGGGUGACCCCAGCAUGGUCCAUGAGUCAGCGCAUAUCAUUCGCUGAACUUGAUCUGACCUGCUUUCCCAGCAGGGAUGCAUACCAAGAUUCAGUGCGCCAGGAAAGGGAGAGAUUUAAUGAUGGGUUGGAGAAAGAAUUACAAAACCCCUUUUAGCUUUAAGAGAUUUGACUGCUUGUUUGAAUAGAUUCCACAGGGAGAGUUACAUUCCCUGGGACAUCUGUAACAUGAAGGCGAUUUGAGUGUCAGACAAAAUAAACCCGAGGAAAUGCCUGCAACCUCUCCAGCUUUGCGUGUUGCCGUGGCAAUUUAUGACCUUUGCAAUACUGUAAGAGGAAAAGCAGGAACUGCUAGCUAGGAGCUAAAUAAAAGUUGCCAUGUGCAAAACACAAUACAAGAAGAUCUCUCAAAAUAAAGAUGGUAAAUUCCCACUGCCAGAGGUUAGCAAAAAAAUUUAUCUUUUUCUAAAAGGUUUUGAAUCUGGAGUUGAAAUUAUUGAUUGAAUUCAGUCUGUGGAAGGAAAGAAGGAAAGUGGGCCAUGAAGGGGGGGAGGGAAGCAACAUAAGGGAACGAUGCUAGCAUGUCAAUUAGUCUUUCUAAAUUCUUUGCCCAUUGUUAAUGUUAAUGCAAAAAGGAAGUGGCUUCAAUGGGACAGCAGAGGCCAGAUAUACAGAUUUUGAAAAACUUCCACAACGGGACAGGGAUGAAGCCGGGGGCUGGGGAUAGGUAUGUUCCUUUCAUCAAAUCAAAGUAUUAACAGUAUAAUAUAACAUCAGUGUACAUAUUGAGAUUAUGUGCAUUCUAACCAAUACUGGACGCAGCUCCCAUUUACAGUGGUACCUUGGGUUAAGAUCUUAAUUUGUUCUGGAGGUCCGUUCUUAACCUGAGACUGUUCUUAACCUGAGGUACCACUUUAGCUAAUGGGGCCUCCCGCUGCCGCUGCGCAAUUUCUGUUCUCAUCCUGAAGCAAAGUUCUUAACCCAAGGUACUAUUUCUGGGUUAGCGGAGUCUGUAACCUGAAGCGUCUGUAACCUGAAGGUACCACUGUAUAAAGCUAAAUAAAACUGAAACAGCAACAAAAGCAGAACUUCAUAGUAAAGCUCAUUCACGUGUUCCACUGAAUACAGGUAGAACUCAUCUUUGCACGUCUAGAAGUGUUUGUGUUUAAGAGUACAGUGGUACCUUGGGUUACAUACGCUUCAGGUUACAUACGCUUCAGGUUACAGACUCUGCUAACCCAGAAAUAGUACCUCGGGUUAAGAACUUUGCUUCAGGAUGAGAACAGAAAUCGUGCUCCGGCGGCGCAGCAGCAGCAGGAGGCCCCAUUAGCUAAAGUGGUGCUUCAGGUUAAGAACAGUUUCAGGUUAAGAACAGACCUCUGGAACGAAUUAAGUACUUAACCCGAGGUACCACUGUAUAAGCUUGUCAAUAUGUAUGCCUCAACUAUUGUAUGCACAAAAACAUACAACUUUGAAUGUUAUAUGUGAAUAUGAGUUUACAGGUCAACUAUUUGUGUACACAGGACAGGAUGGCGGUGAUUAAUUCAUGGAGAACUAGGCUGUCUUUGGCUGCCAACCACAAUGGCUGUGCUCUGCCUUCACAGUCUGCAGCAGAAAUGCUCCUGAAUACCAGUUGCUGAAGAGCAAAGGAGAGGAGGGUGUUUUUGUCCUGGAAUCCUGCUUGCUAGUUUUCCACAGGCAUUUGGUCGGCCCUUGUGAGAACAGGAUGCUGGACUGUUUGGCGCCUGACCCAACAGGCUGUUGUUCUUAUGGGGCUAUGAUUCAUGGUCACCGGAAGAAUGUAUUUGCUUGUGUGUUGAGUCUCUUCCUUCUCUGUCUCCCAGGUCACCAGCAGCAAGGGAGGAAAAAAGAAGGUUUGAUCCUUUGUUUUUGUUGCGGAAGAAAAGGGAAAAUGGCAUUGAUGCUGCUCAGCCGACAUCUAACGAGUUCGUUGCAACAGAACUCUAGGAUUAUUGCAGCUGGUAAGUGGUGGGAAAAGCACAUGAAACAGAAUGGCGAUAUUGGUAGAGUUCCACAGCUCAAGGCAGUGGCUUAUAUUAGUCCUGUGAUGAAUAUCUCCCCCAUGUUUCCCCCCUUCCUCCCACCAGUCUUCAUCUAUUUAUGGAGAAAAUAAAUCGCAUUUGGAAAUUACUAGAAGGGAGGGGAAAUAUCAUUGAAAUUAAAGGGAGGGGGCUUGCCUUGUACCACAUUCACACCGCACGUUUAAAGCACCAUGAUAUCACUUCGGCCGCGGCUCCGAUCUGAUGGAAUGCUCUGUCACAAGAGACUAGGGCCCUGCGGGACCUGACAUCUUUCCGCAGGGCCUGCAAGACAGAGCUGUUCCACCAGGCCUUUGGUCAGGGCGCAGCCUGACCCCCUCCUCUGGCAAUCUGCACAGAAUUUUGCUUAAUGGUUGCCAUCAAUUUGAUUUUAAUUUGAUUUUAAUUAAUUUUAUAAUGAAUGUUUUUAGAAGGUUGGAUUAUUUUGAUUGUUGUUAGCCGCCCUGAGCCCAGCUUCGGCUGGGGAGGGCGGGAUAUAAAUAAAAUUUAUUAUUUAUUAUUAUUAUUUAAACAGGCAUUGCUUUCCCCAAAGAAUUCUGGGAGCUGUAGUUUGUUAAAGGUGCUGAGAGUUGUUAGGAGGCCUUAAUCCCCCUCCCAGAGUUUCAGUUCCCAGAGUGCUUUAACAGUCAGUCCCUCUUUCCAGGGAACUAUGGGAAUUGUAGCUCAGUGAGGGGAAUAUAGGGCUCUCCUAGCGACUCUCAACACCCUUAACAAACUACAGCUCCCAGAGGUAUUUGAGGGAAGCCAUGACUGUUUAAAGUGGCAUCAUAACGCUCUCAAUGUAUGGGGUGAAUGUGACCUCAGUAUAAGGCAGAUUCCCAUGUUCUUUACAAAACGUCUUUCCGUGAGCAAAACCAGCCAGGAUCCAAAAUCUUCCCUUUCUGUUCUGGCCUUUCAAGAGGCUUUUAAAUUCCUCUCGGCUGGGAAAGGGCUGGCGUUGUCUGGUACAAACUGCCUACUUCUGCAUCUUGUUUAUCCUCUGGAGCUUCUCGUGUUACUCUUCAAGCAUCCAAUAAAUAGGAUUCAUCUCCCAGAACAUUGCACAAGAAUUGUUUACUUGCUACGCAGUUCCCACUGGCUUGGCCUCCUGCUCUGUGAAGAUUCCUGUUAGCAAAACUGCAAUCUGAAUUUGGGCAUUUUUUCACCAUGCGCCAGAAUUUUGGUGAAAAGGUAGACUGGCUCUACAAAAAUAGCAUAGAGGCAGAUAUAUGUCCUGCAUUGUAUACCCACAAAGUCUAAUACAUUUGGAGGGCCACAGAUUCCCCAUUCUUUAAUCUAGUUCAUCGUUGCUAGUGGUUUUUCAGCAUCUCAAUGAGAGGUUUUACACGUCACCUGCUAUCUGAAUGACCUUUUUGUUUUGUAACUGGAGACGACACGGAUUGAGCCUGGGAACUUCAGCAUGGAAAUAAUGUGCUCUGUCAUCUGCACAAUGAAAUAGAGGAAAGAGCAUAGGAAUCUGCCUCAUUCUGAGCUGGUCCAUCUAGCUCAGUAUUGUCUACACUGACUGGCAGCAGCUCUCCGGGAUUUCAGGCAGGACAUUCCUAAUCCUUCCUGGAAAUUCUGGGGAUUGAACCUGGGACCUUCUGCAUAUGCAUAUCAGAUGCUCUGCCACUAAGCUACAGCUUUUCCGACCAGCAGGAAUGUUCAUAAAUCCUCUAUUGCCAUCCCAUCAACUCAGCUGAUCAAUGUUCAGCGGCUUCACUGCCACACGGGCAAUGCAGUCAGAUCAAUCAAGCUCUGAUCAAUAAAUUAAAUCAGCUAAAGUUUCGGCUGGUUUCAUCACUGGAGGGCAUACUUGUUAAUCUUUUUCUUGGGAAGGCAAGGCUAUUUUUGGUCCUAGUGUGUCAGCUCAGUUUGGACCGAUGGGGUUUCUAGCCAUGCUUGGUAGCCUUUGCUUAAUAAAUUAUGUCAGAGGCUUCCACCAGUGUCUCAGAAAAGGCGUUCGGACUGGUUUUUGAUAGAAGGCAACUUUAUUUCACUGCAAUGGAUUUGUUCAAUAGGUAUGUACGCUCAGGGCGGCGAGUCCCGUUUUGCCACUUGAGGUGAUCCCAGAAGUGCCACCUUGCCUUGCUGCUACCACCAAACUGCCCACCACCAAGAUCUUGCCCCAAAUGGACACAAUCUUGCCUGAAAUCUGCACUGACAAUGGCAGUGCUUCUCUGCCACUGGCGGAGGCAGCAGGUGCCCCCUGGAGAGCUUCUGCCACCUGAGACAGCAGCCUGGUUCUGCCUAAUGCCUGGGCCGGCCCUAUAUACAAUGCAAUUCUAUACAUAUUACCCAGAGGGGAGUCCUAUUGUGCCCCUUUAACCUUUUAAAAAAAUGACUUCAAAUUGGUUAACUUUAUAUUCCUUGCAGGGCACAGAGGAAUCAGUCAAGCUGCAGCAAAAAUUGAUGUGGAGUUUGACUAUGAUGGGCCCCUCAUGAAGACAGAAGUCCCCGGCCCAAGAUCCAGGGUAAACUGAUGCAUUGAGACAGGCGUCUUUCAAGCCCCUUGUUAUUGGCCUGGUUUGGAUGCAGGGAUGGGGGAGAAUUCGAUUCAGUGUGCAUUUAAACUGUCACAAUCACAUUUUUCAAAACAAAAUGAGAAUUGAAAGGCAGCCAUGCUUCCAGAUUUGCACUUCUACAAAUUUUGUGAUGCUGUUUUCCACGCAGUGUUCACAAAAAUACAUCUAUUAGGAGAAGGUGUGCAUAUAAAAAUGAACAUAUUUGAGAAAAUAACAUACAGAUGUGUGUUAGGAGAAAUUGCCUGCAGAGAGGUGUUCCUUAGUCGAAAGUGCAUACCAAAACAUGCUGAGGAGAAAUUUGUGCUGAAUACUGAACAAGUCUCAUGAAGUUUUAAAAAAGGAAAACCCAAACGGCCACAGAAAUGUGAAGAACCGAAUUUAGGAUUUGAAAAAUGUGAAACCAACAGAAACUGAAAUUGAUGGACAUAUCAAUCCCAAUUGAUACGUCACACUGAGCCACACAAUGGCUUAGUGGAAGGUGUGCAGACUCCAGGAGGAGAGAUUGCAGCCAAUUAGUUCCUCAGCUGAGCUGAGCUGAGCCAAGCCAUGGUUUGGCUUAUAGUGUCGCCAGCACCCAGGCUCACACUUCAGCUCUUUCUAGACUAACCAAGGUUGCCCUGUGGUUUGGAGAUCCAAACCACAAGCCCUGUUCAGACAACAUGCUAAGCCAAACCAUGACUUAGCUCAGUGCAUCUAUCCAAACUAUCAUCCUGCUUAAGUUAUAUUCAUAAUAUUCGUUAUCUCUUUCCUUCCAGGAAUUAAUGAAACAGUUGAACAGAAUCCAGGUAAUUUAUCCUGUUUUUAGUGUAAAAAUAUAAAUCUUCUGCCCCCAAACCGUUACCUGCAGAACCUUAUAAGAAUACUAGGCAGCAAAUCAACUGUGGAUGGGUAGGCAACCCUCCUUGCAAAUGGGGAGUGGGCAUUCAAUACUUCUUUGAGAAGCUGACCAUAUUGAUUUUCAAGGGGGGAAAUGGCCCACAGUCCCCGGCUUGGAAGACGCUGCAGAUUAGGGGGCCCUUGUCCUUAUCUCUCCCACCCACCUCUCCGUGGGCCACAUUUGACCAGUUGUCAGAGCCUCCGAACUCUCCGUCGCCUGGCAUCACAAUGAUGUCAGGUGGGUUGUUUUUGCCUGCAGGGUUUGAAAUCAAACCACAUGGGCAAAAAGCCCAGUGCUUUUUGCAAACCCCAGCAAUCAGCUGAUGCAAGCAAACCCUUUUUUGGCUCAGCCUUCUUUACCUGCCAACAUAGAUGACAUCAGGUAGAGGGCAGGUAUGUGUGUGGCUUGGCCUACACAGCCUUAGGGACCAAAUGGAGAAACCUGGCCAGUCUUCUUAGGCCUGGGAGCUGGACUUUUCCUUAUUUGAAUUCAUUUUUUUAUUAUUAUUUAGAGCAUUUGUACCCUGCUCUUCAGCUAAAAAGCCUUUCAGAGCAGCUAACAGACCAUCAGUUAAGACAAGACAGCCCCUACCUGGAGAUUUACAAUCUAUUUACAAUCUAUUUUUUAAAAAAGGCACAAAAGGAAUGGCGAGGGGAGAGGAAAAAAGCAAACUCAGUUUCCCUGAUACUAUGCUGAGGAGCAGCUUGCUGUGUGCGCAUGUGACCACUUUCAAGUAGGAAGCUGGUACAGGACCCCAGUCUGGAUCAAGGGUGCAUUGCUUUUUAUUCAGAAUAAAAAGGGGCUGCUUCAAGCACAAUCGAAAAAGCAUGAAUAAAGAGUGCCGUGUGUUGACUGGCCCUUAACUUCAGGGCUCUGCCAGGGAGGAAGCAGGCAGACCAGGACAGUGUCGUGGCCUCAAGUCUUUUUUAAAACCAGAGGCAGCCCCCCUCCUUCUCCUGUGCUAAAUGGCCUGAAUGGUCUUUCCCUGGGGGUGGGGCGGUCAAGGCCACUUCUCUCUCUCCCUUCCUUCCAGAAUGCAGAAGCCGUGCACUUUUUCUGCAACUACGAAGAAAGCCGGGGAAACUACCUUGUUGACGUUGACGGGAACCGAAUGCUGGAUCUCUACUCUCAGAUAUCUUCCAUCCCAAUAGGUAAGCCAAGAGGAUGUUCUCUUGUGGGGGGGUAUGAAACUCCCUUCUGGGAGAUGUGGGGUUGCCUGCUGUCUUAAAAACAAACAGUUGGGCCAUUUUUGCAGGGUGGAGUUGUAAAAGUCCAUUGACAGCUAAACAGAACCUCCUUGUACAGUGCCACUCUACCUCUGAAGAAAAACUGCUGGGGCAAAUAACAGGGUGGCUGCUUCAUGCCCUCCUUGUUGUCUUUCUGGAGGCAUCUGACUGGUCACUUUUGUUAUUGUGGUUAGUGUCCAACUGGGACCAGGGUCCAAAUCCUCACUUCACCAUGAAGCCCACUGGGUCACCUUGGGCCAGCAACUCACUCUCAGGUUAACCUACUUCACGGGGUUGUUGUGAGGAUUAAGUGAGGAGCGUGGGAGAACCAUGUAGGUCACCUUGAGCACCUUGGAGAAAAGGGUGGGGGAUAAAUGCAAUAAACAACAACAAAAAGGAGGCUGGACUGGGCAGACUCUGCACUGAUCCUGCAAUGCAAGUUUAGCAUUCUUCUUUCCGUGUUGUGAGUCCUAAAUUUGAGCAAAUGUUGGCCCGAAAUGCACGUUCUGGUCUAGAGCCAGGGUUGUCAUUGAGCAAGGCACUAGGAGGAACUUUCCGAACUCCGAAGAAAGUAGGUUAGCCUUUACGUAAGACUUCCAAACAGAACUGAAUAGCUACAGAAGUGGAACUGGCUAGGCCUCCAAGCUCCCGAAGGGCAGGAAUGCAGAUUAAUGACCACAAGAGUGUGCCAUUUUAUUUUGGCUAGCUGCUGUGUAGUUACUAUGUCUGAGCUGUUUCAACAAUACACCAACAUCAGAAGAGCACCAGCUGGGCCCGCAAGCUGUCAACGAAAUAUUUGAGGUUGUGAAAACGGGGCUUGUGACGCUGAGCUUGCAAACUCUUGAUUGUGUAGAACUUAAUGGGUCACUUGCUGCUGGUUAAGCUGCAGUGAUUUGACGGAAUGUUCAAAACACUCAGCCUGCUCAGGGUAAGCAAUCAUGUCAUUAGCAGAAUGUGACAAACCAGUCGCAUGGCUAUAGGAUCUUUGCCAGAAUAAUUGGUGCACACACAACUUUUGGAGACUUGGCAGGUGGUCACUGCAGUGCUUUUAGUUGUAGUUAGUUAUUCCAGUAUCAGUGAUUCUGAAAUCAGUUUUUUUGGGGGGGCAUUUAAAAGAGGAGCAUGGAAGUAUGGACCGGGCCUCCUACUGAAGGUGGGCGCUGGCAAGUCCCAUAAUCACAGCCACUGCUCUUUGUCUCUGGGCUUCAAUAGGGUGGCCAAAAUGUACCUUUUGGGGAGAAGCAUUUGAAUUUGUUACUGUCCACUGUAAAGGUAAAGGUAAAGGGACCCCUAGGGACGCAGGUGGCGCUGUGGGUUAAACUGUGGUUCGCCAGAAGCGGCUUAGUCAUGCUGGCCACAUGACCCGGAAGCUGUACGCCAGCUCCCUCGGCCAAUAAAGCGAGAUGAGCGCCGCAACCCCAGAGUCGGCCACGACCGGAUCUAAUGGUCAGGGGUCCCUUUACCUUUAAAGGGACCCCUGACCAUCAGGUCUAGUCAUGACCGACUCUGGGGUUGCUGCGCUCACCUCGCUUUAUUGGCCGAGGGAGCCGGCGUUUGUCCGCAGACAGUUUCCGGGUCAUGUGGCUAGCAUGACUAAGCCGCUUCUGGCGAACCAGAGCAGCACACGGAAAUGCCGUUUACCUUCCCGCCAGAGUGGUACCUAUUUAUCUACUUGCACUUUGACAUGCUUUCGAACUGCUAGGUUGGCAGGAGCUGUCCGCUGUACUGAUUCCUAAAUCAUGCUCUUUCCCUGUGCAUGCCCUGUUCGUCCUUGGAGGUGCUGUAUUUUCUUCCAGCUUUAGGGACAGCUGUCCCAGUGAGCUACCCUAGAAGUAGCUACUGUCCUUGUGAAAUGAAAAUUCACAAUUGUCAAAUAACAGAGCAGUUGAGGUCAGGCAGUGAUCCAUUUUGCAUGCAACACUAAGCCAAACAACGACUUUGACUGAAUGAGUAAGUGUUGCAGGGGGUUGGACUAGAUGACCCUUGGGCUCCUUCCAAUUCUAUGAUUCUGUGGUGCACAGUGCAAAAAUUGUGGCCGCUUGGCUCCUCCCCUGAUCCCACAGUCACUGCACUACCUGGAGUUAAACCAUGGUUUGGCUUAGGGUUACAUGCAUAACCAUGGCUUAGCUCUCUUGCUCCAAAUAAGCCACAAGCUGCAAUCAAGUUUGUUCCAGGAACAAAAAGACUGGGGGAGGAGCGAAAUGGCUGUGAUUUCCUCCCUGGGUGCCAGCACACUUGCUUGCUCACCCAUAGCCAUGGUUUAGCUUAGCAUUAUGUGCCAAACAGGCCAGUGUUCGUGUUGAUUUCCUGUGGUUUCUGUUCCUCACGUUCAAAUGACAACAUAUAUGAGAAAAAGGAAGUGAGCUAGAAUGUGGUCAUCAACAGCUCCCAGACUCAAAUUAUGUUUUCCAAAAACCUUCAAAGGGUAUGCUUACCACCUACCAACAUUUCCUCUCCUAGAAUUAUUUAUUUCGGCAAGCUAAGCUUUCGGCUAUGCUCUCCUUCCCCCCCCCCCAAAAAAGGCAUACAGUGGGUUGAGGGCAGUUAAGUAUACCUUGAACAUGUUAGCUGUAAGGUGGCAGGGUUCCUUGAAAGCCAUUGGAAAUUCUCUCUCUGUUUUGUUUUAGGUUACAGCCAUCCAGCUCUAAUAAAACUCCUCCAGCAGCCCCGGAAUCUGGUAAGGUGCUUCUUUCACCCAAGUUACUGAAGCAACUCCUACCCAUGUUGAGAUUUCUUUAUUUGUUGAUAAGCACUGCCCAAUAUUGCCUGAAUUUUACUUCUUUCCCCUCUGGUUUUGGAAACUGCCUGCUGGAGUUUGCUUCUGGAGGGUGGCCAGGUUUUCCAAUUUUCUAGGAAUUGGAGAAACAUCUCUUAUAAGGCCAUUUCUGGCUCUCCACCACCACCACCCAGACCCACCUCUAAGUUACUUCCUCUACUUUCCCAUUGUCCCCCUCUGCUUUUCUUUGCUACAGGUAGUGCCCAUCUGUUUGGGCUUCCUUGGAAUCAAACCUGGAGCCUUCAGAUCUGUGGCUCGCUGCCCCUUAUGGGUGAGCCACUCAACCAGAGGUCCAUCAGGCAAAUCCUAAACCAUAUUUUUGUGUGAAUCAGCCUGUACUUUUAUUAUAAGAAAAAGAAAGAAAGAAAGAAAGAAAGAAAGAAAGAAAGAGAAAGACAGACAGACAGACAGAAAUGGAUGGGUAGGAAUAAGAUGAAAGGGGAAACUGAGGGGAACGGAGGAAGAAGACAGGUGCAGAUGUUAAAAAAUUUAAAGUAUGUAGGAACCUGUCUGUCUUAUACUGAAAUCAAACUAUUGGUGCACCUAGCUCAAUGCUGUCUACACUGACUGGCAGCGGCUCUCCAGGGCUUCAGACCAGGGGGUUAUUCCCAGCCCUAUCUGGAGAUGCCAGGGAUUGAACUUGGGACCUUCUGCUUUCAAGGCAGAGGCUCUACAAAUAAGCCUAAGAGCCUUCCCUUUACAAACAUAGGGAACUAUUUUGGACUUCAGUUCCCAUCGUCCCCCCAGCCAGUACCUCCUUUUUGUAGUCUAAAGCACCUGGAGGGCAUGAGGUUGGUAAAGCCUGUGCUGUUCAGUGCUGACUUCAAGCUUUUUGCCUUGUUUUCCAGAGUACCUUUGUCAACAGGCCUGCGCUGGGGAUUCUUCCCCCAGAGAACUUUGCUGAAAGGCUAAAGGAAUCAUUGCUUUCGGUAUGUUUUGCGUUGGCAGAGAAAUGGCCCCAGCAUGGAUGGUUUGGGAAGUUUCAUUGCACAGCAGCCAACUUCCUGGUGUGGUUUUUAAUUUCCUGUUGUAGUGUGAAUGGUUCAGGUUCAACCCUCCUGGCCCCAUCUCCUCUGCACGAGUCAUGUCCCUCACUGGUUCUUCUUCACACCUUGAGUGUUUUUGCCUGACUGGAAUAUGUCAUUGAACUCUGAUGAUGUCUUUUCCUUGCCCAGAUGGGGAACAGAGGGGAGAUGUGUCAGUGUGUGUAGAAAUCCGCCUACUGUACAAAAGUAAAAUGUACCCAUGUUGCUCCACCCACUUUUGCCUCUGGCCUCGCCCACCACUCCCAUGUGACCCUCGGAAGGUUACCCAUAAGUGGCCCUCAGUGUGAAGAGGCUUCCCCACCCCAGCUUAAAUCAGCACAGAUUGUACCUCAAAAAUCUGUUUGGAGAGCCAAGCUGUCCCACCUUACUGCCACCUCCCAACAUUUCCAUCUUGCAAUGCCGAAAAGUAAAAUAAGCAACAAAAAACUACCGGUAAGCCAUUCUGGCAACCCAGGAGAUCGCAACACUAUGAUGAAGGCUUUAGGUGUGUUUAGAACUACACAGUUGUAAAGCCAUGAGGAAAAUGGCCCCUCUAGGGCUCCUGUGCAUAUGCCUCUAUGGCACAAGCCAUAGAGCACAGAGACAGGACAAAUCUAAGUUAAGCCGAAUAUUCAGUCCUGCUUCUAAAUCAAAUUUAUGGAAAUUGUGGAAGUGGAGCCAGUUGCUCAGGGAAAGUUAAUAGAUCACUGGUGGCGGUGGUGCCUAGAGGGAAGACUAUGCUCAGGAUAUGUACUUCCUUGAAAGUCUCUUGUGUUGUGCCUUUUGAGAUUAAAUGUCACUGUAACUCUUUUUUUUUUCUCUCUCUCUCCCCAUUUACAGGUGGCUCCUAAGGGUCUAUCUCAGGUUAUAACCAUGUCUUGUGGAUCUUGCUCAAAUGAAAAUGCCUUCAAAACCAUAUUCAUGUGGUACAGGGUGAGUAAAACUUAAGAAACCAUCUCAAAAUCCUACAAUCUGCAGGUGAGACCUUAUUGGUGGUGCCGUCACCGUGGGCUGCUUGGUUGGCAUUGACCCAUGGCAGGGCCUUUUCAGUGGUGGCUCCCCAGUUCAGUAAUCCCCUUCCUAGAGAGGUGCAUCUGUCACUAUCUUCAGGUGGGCUUCAGUCCGAUGUCAGCAAAUUCAAGUUGAGCAGUUAUAGUUGGUUAGGAGGUCUUGCACUACAAACCCGCUCUCCCAAAAGGUCAGACAUUUUAUAUAAGAAAAACUCACUGGAAAGUUUGGGGCAACGCUUGCUUUGACACAAUGUCCUCUACCCUCCCUGCAAACAAAUCAGGAUGAAUACUCAAUAAACAGGGCAUCUGGAAAUGCCCCAUAGAAAUUGAUGCUGGAAUAUUUUUCCAUCUCUGGAAGUUUAAUAGGAAGCCCAUUUGUUUUCCAGAGCAAAGAAAGGGGGCACAACAGUGUUACCAAGGAAGAGCUGGAGACAUGCAUGAUCAACCAGGUAAGAGAGCCGUAUCUGAGUCACCUGGUGGAGAUUUGCAGAUUCUUGGAUGCAAAAUAAGCGUGUGGAACCUAGAGGUGGCAAGAUCCCCAUCCGUGACUUAAAACGAAGAGUGUUAGCAUCAUGGUCAGCCUGUCAGAUUAAAACCAGGGAGAGACUCGGGUUCAAAUCCUCAGGCAGCCAUAAAUGUCACCUUGAAAGAGUGACUCUUAUCAUAGCCCAACUGACAGAGUUAUUGGGAGGAUAAGACAGUUAUGGGAUGGGGAGGGAGAACUUUCCUUACCACUCUGAGCUCCUGGUAUGGAAGGACACAAAGGUUUUGCAGUUUCACUCUUUUUGUUAUUCUGUCUUGCUUUCAUUGUAAUCGAAAGACACCUAGAAUACUGGAGAGAUGAGGAAUAGGUUAUUUCAACAAAGGUCCCCUCCUUCUAAGCCUGGUCGGUUGCAUAACAAUGCCUGGAGCUUCAGUACAGGGCUUGAUGCUGCCACCUAGAGAGGCUACUGAAUUGUGCAACCAAUAUUAUGAGAGUGCCUGAAUUCAUAACCUUGCUGAAGCAAGCCCAUCCAGUCCAGCAUCCCGUUUUCAUAGUGGCCAACCAGUUGGAAACCGACAAAGAAGACCUGAUCACAAGAGGGCUUUCCCCCCUUCUGUGGCUUUCUGCAACUGGUAUUCAGAAGCAUCACUGCCUAUGACCUUGGAGACAAGAGUGUAACCAUCAUUUCUAGUAGCUAUUGAUAAGCCUUAUCCUUAUCCUUGAAUCUGUCCAGUCAUCUUUCAAAGCCAUCCAAGUUGGUGGCCAUCCCCGCUUCCUGUGGCAGUGAGUUCCACAGUUUAACUAUGUUCUACAUGAAGAAGACCUUCUUUUUAUCUGUACUGAAUCUUCUGACAUUCAGCUUCAUUGGAUAUCCCUGAGUUUUCGUGUUAGGGGAGAGGGAGAAAAACUGCACUCCGUGUCAGACAUAAUUUUAUAGACUUCUGUCAUGUCGACUCUGACUUGCUAUUCCUCCCGACUAUAAAGUCCCAGAUACUGCCACCUUCCUUCACAGAACAGUCACUCCACCCCGUCAAUCAUUUGGUUAGCCCUUUUCCCUACCUUGAAUUAAAGCGCAUACCAUAACUUUAGUUCUACAACACGCAAAUGAAUUCAGACGCUCUGUCGCCCUAGCACAGCAAACAUGCUUUAAAAGAGAGAACCUGACUUUUUGCGGUUUGGAAAGUGACAGGGAAAUGCGUUGAAAAGUGUGGGAUGGACAAGUAGCUAACAGGAAGGCAAAUGAACACCCUGCAAGCAAACUGGGUCAAAUGCCUAUUGCUGUAUCCCAGGGAUAAGAAGGAACGUUCAAUAAAGACCAGAUGUCAUCUGACUUCUGAAUAAGCUUUAUGCCAGCGGAUCAGGAUGAAUGCUCAGCAAAUAAGUUUCUUGUUUUGAUUCCAGCCCCCCGGUUGUCCAGAGUACAGUAUGCUUUCUUUUAUGGGCGGAUUUCACGGGAGAACUAUGGGUAAGGAAAAGUGUUUAGAUGUGUGUUUUUGGGGGAGGCGGGGAAGAGUUUGGGGCCACUUGAACCUCUGCAUUGUGUGGUAUCCUUCUCCCUACUUUGUCUGGAGGAUGGGGGGUAGCAGUGCAGAAGAGAGGGCUAUGAGAUGACUUUUUGCCAUGGUCCCCCUCAAAACAAACAGCAGCCUUGGCAGUCAGGGAACAUCAGUGGCAUGCAGUUGAGAGAGGCAUGUGGUGAUAGAUUGAAUGCUACUGACAAGCUAGUUGGAUAGGCGGGUGGGUGUGCGUGUGCCAUUUUUUAUAAUGAUAAUAAUAAUUUAUAAUAAUAAUUUAUUAUUUCUACCCCGUCCAUCUGGCUGGGUUUCCCCAGCCACUCUGGGCGGCUCCCAACAGAAUAUUAAAAAUAGACUCAAACAUUAAAAACUUCCCUAAAUAUGCUCCUGCACGUUAAAAAUAAAUCCUCUCAAGUAGAAAACUAGCAAAGCAGUAUAAAUUUUCCUGCUGCACUACUUUUCUUCUUGUGGGGAGCUUCUUUACACAAGAAGGAGGUACUAAAAAUGAGGCUCUUUCACACCUGCAGUUAGAGUGGUACAGUCCAUUUUCUUGGUCUCAUUCUGAGGCAGGGGUAGCAUAAUGGGAUAGAUGGAUGGAUUGUGCCACAUCAGACUGUGGGCAAGUGGCGUGGGUGCCACAUCUUGAAUGCUUUAUAUUAUAUAACUGUUACUUUUGAUGCUUAGCUGCCAGGAAUGUAUUCUAAGAAAACCAGAAAGGAGAGAAACUGCUUUAAAAAAAUAAACGAGUCAAUGUGUUGGUGUUGCCCCUUCCUGCAGGCUGCUUAGCUGCCACGCAUUCCAAAGCCAUCCACAAACUGGACAUCCCUUCCUUUGACUGGCCCAUCGCUCCCUUUCCGAGGCUGAAGUAUCCUCUGGAAGACUUUGUGAGAGAAAAUCAACAGGAAGAGGCCCGCUGCCUCGAGGAGGUGAGAUCUUGGUCAUGAAAUUCUACUCAUAUAUUGAUUCAGAGCAGAACUCCAAUGUGUAGUUAGCAGAGUAAAAAAUUAAACACAUUGCAGGAUUCCCCAAAAAUAGACCAGAGGCAAUUAAUAUUUCAUCAAGCAGAGCUUUACUGCUACUGAAGGCAAAUGAACAUAAUGGUCACAAAUCCAAUACAUUCGGGAUUGGCCAUAAGAAAUCCAGUUGCAGCAGACUUAAACUUACAAUAACUUAUAGUAAAUCUAAACCUUAACACUAUAUACAGAACACCACACCAGAAGGAAGAGAGAUGGAAAGAGAAAGUGGAACCCGGGCUCCUUUUGGCCUUCCUUUUAUAGCCAGCAUGACCUUGACAGAAAGAGAUAAGAGAGCCAGUUUAAGCCAACUGUACUCAGCUUCUCUGAAGGAAUAACCCAAACAUCAUUUGUUCACUUCACCCACCCCAAAUCAUUUCCAUUUUAUUUUCCCUUAAAAUAUAAGUUGGCUCUUACAUUUAAUGGGGGGGGGGGGAUGUCAACAGCCAGUUGUUUUUUCAAAAAAUAAAAAAAUGUUCAACAUACAGGUGGAAGAUUUGAUUGUAAAAUACAGGAAAAAGAAGAAAGUUGUGGCAGGAAUUAUCGUUGAGCCCAUUCAGUCAGAAGGAGGGGACAACCAUGCCUCAGAUGACUUCUUCAGAAAGCUGAGGGACAUUGCCAGGAAGGUUGGUAGAAAGCCAGACUUAAAAUUUGGGAUAUUGCCAAGCUUCCCAUUGUUUGUGGUGGGUUAAUUUCAAUGUUUGCUGUUGUUUGUUGUUGUUGUUGUUGUUACUUUUACUUGUAUCCCAAAGGCUAUGUACAAAUCCAGUCUGUUUUUUAUGCUGUUCCAAGAAUCUCUGUUCUAUCAUUUAUUUUUUAUUAUCUGUAUUGUAUUUAUGUAACUUUUGAUUUUUAUAUUGUAUAGAUAUUCUAUGUAUUGACUUUUGUGUUCUAUGUUAUAAACUGCCCUGUGGUCUUUCAGUGCAGGGUGGUAUAUAAAUUUAAUUAUAAUUAUUAUUAUUAUUAGUUUUCAGUUCAAGGAGACUGAAAUAUUAAUUAAUGUCAAAAACAGAGAGCAGGAUAGACUGCCUCCUCUCCACCCCCAAAAAAGAAUUAUGCUUAGAUGCACAGGUUGAAAACAAACAUGAUAACACAGUAAUUAUUUGGGGUUGUAUCCAAUGCUAAUCCUACUCUGAGUAGACUAACUCCACACCACUAAAAGAUAGGCAGAAAAUUUUAAAUCCAGAGGCCCAGGUGAAUAAAAAUGUUUUUGCCUGAUACCUAAAAACAGAUAAUGAUGGUGCCCUGAGGAGAGUAUUCCACAAGCUGGGAGCCACCACUAAGAAGGCCAUUUUUGUGUCAUUACCCUCUGCACCUCCAUCAGAGGAGGCAUGUGGAGAAGGGCCUCAGAUGAAGAACGCAGGGUCCCAUCGGUCCAAGAACCCAUUUCUUAACUGCACAGCAAUUCUAUUGGUGGGAUGUGCAGUGCAGGCAUCUCAGAUGCUUCAUCCACAUAUCCUGUAAACUGCUGUCUCCUGCAGUCAUUGCAGGGAAGGCAGCAGGGAAACACCUGUCCUAUUCAGUUCCUUGUUUUUCCUCCUAACCCCACCUGCUGAGAGUCCCAGUUCUUUAUUUUACUUAGUCAUUGCGCUUACAUUCCACCUUUUACUCCAAGGAGUUCAAGUGGUGCACAUGGUUCUCCCCCUCAUUUAAUCCCCACGACAACCCUGUGAGGUAGGCUAGCCUGAGAGGCUGUGACUGGCCCAAGGUCACCCAGUGAGCUUCCUGAGUUAGAUUUGAACCCUGGUCUCCCAGGUCCUACUCUAGCCCUCUAAGCACUACAUCACCACUGACUCUCCAAGUAAUUAACAUUGUCCACUCUCUCUGAGCAGCAUGGCUGUGGUUUCUUGGUGGACGAGGUGCAGACGGGAGGCGGAUGUACCGGCAAGUUCUGGGCCCAUGAACACUGGGGCCUGGAUGACCCAGCCGACGUGCUGAGCUUCAGUAAGAAGAUGAUGAGUGGCGGGUUUUUCCACAAAGAGGAAUUCCGGGCCAAUGCUGUAAGUCACAAAUAGGGAACCUUAGCUUUCAUUUGGUUCCACAUGCUGCCCUACAAUAUCUGUGCAGCUGCUUUUAAACCCCUAACCCCUCUCUCAGCUGACUCCCUGUUCAUUCUGUUAAAAAGUGCAUUAGACAAAUUGACAGGAAGGAUUCGAAACCUGCGGGACCAGAGAUUCUUAGAGGACUGGAGUAAAUAUUUGAAUUAUCUGAAAAGCAAUUGUAAUAAACAGAUUACUCUAGUAGGACUGCAAGAAGUUUUGUAAGGAGGAUUAUGCGAAAUAUUGCAAGGAAGAUUAUGAAGAGAAUAUUAGUUAAGCAUAAUUAAAAGUAAUAGAGAAAUUAAGAAAUGCAGAGUAAGUGAUAAAGAAUGGAAAAUCUUCAGAGGGAGUUGACAGAAGUCUAAAAUAUUGUAUAAGAUAUAAAUGUAUGUUAAAUGACUGUUGGAAAUGAUAUGUUUAAAAAAUUAAUUUAAAUGUUUUUUUUAAAAAAAAACAGUGCAUUAGAGGAAACUGAACCACACUCAACUCCAUUGAAGUGCAUGGAAUGUUUUGUUUAAGUGUUGGCAGGCAGCCUUGUUGCUUUGAUGGUGGGCAGCAGCCUGACAGAGGGGCCAAAGUCUCCUUCAAGUGUCUUAAUGGAUCAAGGAGCAAAGAUUUGCGAGGCAUUAUCUUCUUAGCUUGCACUGCUCUUAGUUAAACAUACUGGAGUCUGUUGGGCUAAGCAUUUCUUACAAUCUUCAUUGUUUCUCCUGUUCCCUUCCUCUCUCCUUCCAUACAUCUGCCCUGCAGCCAUAUCGGAUUUUCAACACGUGGCUUGGAGAUCCCUCCAAGAACCUUCUGCUUGCAGAAGUCAUUAAUGUUAUCAAAAGAGAGGAUCUUCUCAGCAAUGUUACGCAUGCAGGGAAAGCUCUGUUGUCAGGGCUGCUGGAUUUACAGGUAAGCCGCCGUGCAGAAAUUUUUAUCAAGUGCUGUGCCAUAAAUUGUGAUUUAUUUAUUUCUUUAUGGCUGGAGGCAGUAAUGCUUUUGAAAACCAGUUGCUGGAAACUGCAAAAGGGGAAAGUACUCAUGUGCUCAAGUCCUACAUGCGAGUUUCCCUUUGAGGCAUCUUAGUGGCCUAAUCCAGAAAGACUCUUCCUACGUUGAUUAAAUCCGCAUGGGUAGGGUACAGGGUUUUUGAUGCACUUUUGAGGUGGCCAAGGGCAGUUUGUGAGCUUCCUGUGAUUCUACAAAUCAUCUCACUAUUAAGCUACAAACAUAUAUAUAUGUACCACUCUUGCAGGUGCCAAUGCUAGGCUGGUGCUUAAAUCACAACAGUAGGUUUUGAAAUGCUAAAGAAAUCCCAGAGUGCCCCAAGAAUGAGGCCAAGAAACAGAUGCCUCUUCUGCAGAGGAAUGAAACCUUUGACAAUCUGGGGGACAGAUUUUAGCACAGCACUAAUUGGCCAGUUCUUUGUAUUGCGGUUGAGCGGGUAUUAUAAGAAUAAGAAAUCCAGGAUUGGGUUGCAAUCAAAGCCCAAGCUUUUUAGAAGAUGCUGACAUUUUAUUUGGUGAAAGGCUUCCGGGAAAUGAUAUACAAUGAAUUGAAAAAGAUGUUAAAAUAUACGUUUGUGAAAAAACCAGAGGCCUUCCUAUUAGGAAUGGUAGGAAACGAAAUUAAUAAGAGAGACUGUAAACUGUUUCAAUACGCAGUGACUGCUGCAAGGAUACUUCUGGCCCAAAGAUGGAAGCAGGAAGAAAUUCCAACAGUGGAAGAAUGGAGAAGGAAAUUGACUGAAUAUGCAGAAUUGGAUAAAUUGACUGGGAAGAUUCGAUAUCAGAAAGACCAAAAGUUUAUCGAGGACUGGGGGAGAUUUACAGAAUAUCUGAAAAACAUAUGUGAUGUACAGACAACGCUUGUUGGUUUUGAAGAGGCUCUGUGACAUAGUAAGAAAUAGUGCAAAAAAGAGAGUAAGAGGAAAAGGAGUUCUAAAAGGCAAUAUUAUGUUUAGAAAUGCGAUAACAAACAGAUAUUUUACGAAAGAUUGACAGAGAAACUGAGGGAAGUCGAAAACUGAAGAAUGAGUGUUAAAUAAUGUGUUGACUGUAUAAAAUUGUUUGGAAAAUGAAUAAAAUUAUUUUUUUUUAAAAAAAAAAGAAUAAGAAAUCCAGGAUUGGGUUGCAAUCACAGCCCAAGCUUUUUAGAAGAUGCUGACAUUUUAUUUGCAGAGAGAAUAACAUCUUAGUUACAUCAGGGGCAGAGAACCUAUUCCCUCCCCUCCAAAUGUUGCCAGACUCCAACUCCCAUCAGCCUCAGCCAGCCUAACCAGUGGCCGGUGUUGAUGGGAGUUGUAGUCCAUCAGUGUCUGGAGGACUACAGGUUUCCCAUCUCUGUUUUACAUGGACUCAGCCACUGUGGCUUAACCCUCAAUAUUUCCUCAAGCCAUAGAUGUGUAAUUGUGCAAACUGGCUGUUACUGUGAGUGCUGGUAACACAGCCAAAUCCAUGUACAGUAUCCUCUGCCGCAAACAAACUAUCACUGCUUCCAGUCACUGUGUGGUGCAAGUAACACGCAAUCUCCAGUCGGCAAGGUGCAAGCAAAGCCCUGCCUUCUCCGGCAGUUUAGCAGGGUGCAAGGACUGCUUUGCACCAACAAUACCUUCUGUUCUCACUUGCAGUAAGAAGACACCAGCUCCGUUUAUUCAGCGAGGUGACAGCAAAGCUGUCUUCUGCAGCCUGGCUUCUCGUCCUGUGAUUCAGCAGGGUUUAGAUUAACAGCUGGCAACACCACAGUGUAAUAUACAACUGAACUGCAGCUGUGAAAAAGGCAGAUUUCAUCUUAGAAAUCCUAAGGAGAGGGGCUGAAAAUAAAACAGCCGAUAUUGUUAGGCCGUUACACCUUUCUUUGGUGACACCUGACUUGGACAGCGCUGGUCACUUCACUUCAAGAAGGAUAUUGUGAAGCUCAGAAGUUUCAGAAAACGGGAUCAAAAAUGGCCAAGGGGUUGGAGGAAGGUUUACAAGGACAGGGGCAUUUUAGUUUAGGGGAAAAGGCAAGUUAACAGGGGGACAUGACAGUGGUAUAUAAAAUUAUGCAUGGUGUAGAGAAAGGAGAUAAUGCUCUCCUACAUACACUCUGGUCAGCGACUGAAAUGAACCGAUUCAUUCUCCUGCAUAAUUUAAUAAUAAUGCAGUCAUCCAAUGAAUCUGAAUGUUAGGAGAUUCUGGACGGGCAAAAGUACUUCUUUGCACUCGCUCCCAUGGGAGGCAGUGAUGGCCACCAAGUUGGAUAGCUUUCAAAGAGGAUUAGACAAAUAGUAGGGUUCCCAUAUUUCAAAGAGUGAAAAUCUAGACACAAAAGUAAUUUAAAAAAAUAAAUAAAUGAUUUUUUUUGAGCUAUUUCUAAGGAAAAUCAGCAAAAACGACAUUGCCGAUGUGGGUUGCCAUACGUCCGGAUAUUCCUGAACGUUUUGCCGAUUUCCACCCGGACACAGCUUCCUACUACAGUAUUCCGUGUAUGUCUGGGAAAUUCCGGCCAUAUGGCAACGCUACAAAUGCAGGAAGGAGAAGGAAUUGCAAGCAUGGAGUGUGCUGUUGCACUCAGAUCCUGCUUGUGGGUUUCCAUCAGCUGUUGGCUGGAUGAUGCUGGACUAAAUGGGCUUUUGGCCUGAUCCAGCAAACUCACCUUUGUCUUACAAUAAAGCAGCAGCAGCCUUUGAAGUUGCCACUAACAAUAGCCAUUUUUGUUAGGUACUAUGUGUGUUUUGGGGUCUCUUUUUAGCCUUGGGUCUGGACGCCACGCUAGAGGCUUCUCCCAGAGAAGGCAGCUCCCUGGUCCACUACUAAUCCUGCCUUCUCUGUUCAUAGCAAAAGCAGAGUUAGAACUGACUUAAAUUCUCCUUCCUUCUUUUCAGAGCCGCUACCCACAUCUGAUGAGCAGGGUGCGAGGGCGAGGGACCUUCUGUUCAUUUGACACUCCAAAUGAUGCUAUCAGGAACAAGCUUAUUGUACUAGCCAGAAACAAAGGUAAGGCUCUGUGGGGUUUGUAGCUGCACCUGUUUCCUUGUUUCUCAUCUCUUUGAGUCUCAAGGAUUUUGGCUAUUCUGCAUAGCCAGUGGCCCAGUGAUGGUGGGAGUUGUCAUCCAGUGGCAUCAAGCAGCUGCAUAAUUGCUCUCAUUUUGCAUAAUAGAUCUCACCGAUUUCGUUUUUUAUUUAAUGCUACUAGUGACAAAAGGGCAGCGAGGUCCAGCCUGCAACCAGUGAAAACCUUGAUCUCGUUGGCAUCAGAGUUCACUGCUAUUCUCCACACACGUUCAUGCAUAUUUUAGCAGCAGUAAGGACUAGAAACUUACUUUAAGAAACAAACAGAAUGGAGAGUUUCUUAUUUGUUUUUAAUUUAUUGUAAAAUAAACUUAAUUAUGUAUUAUAAAAUAAUGCAUUGCAAAACACGGAACAAUUGAUCCUGUGGAUUUAUAAUACUUAUGGAAGUUGUUCCAGCAUUCCACAAAAGAUGAUCACUUUGGUAAACAAACCCUCCAUGUUACGAAGUCUGUUUUCAAGUCUGCAGAUUAUUUUGUUUUGGCAAUCACAAACCAAGUAACUCGGUGGUGGAUUUCAGGCUUUAAAAUUCCAUCAGCACCCUGUGCAACAUCUAAAUUUGAGCGGCCCGCCUCUUGCCUUCUGAUGCUUGUCGUCACGCUGCCCCCUGCAGCACCCUCUCCGCUGGGCAUCCAGUGCGAGUGAACCAGUUGCACUCCCCUAAAUCUGACCCUGAAUAACUUCUUUGAAAUCAGAAAGAAAAAGCAGAAAAUGUGAGUCACAUCCAAUGACCAUUAAAGCCUGCCCACUGAAAUUAAAGGACGUAGUGUAGCCUUAUGAGGCUUUGCCCUCGGGUGGGAAAAACAUUGCGUGCUAACUUAAGUCCAUGAUUUUCAAGGGGUCUGUGCUGAGCAUAAUUUAGUUUUCUGUUAGAAGGAGGGAUUUGGUGCAAAGUGUACAUUCCUCUGCUUGUAUGCUGUCUGACUAAAGAGCACAAGGCAUUUCUAAACCGUGUUUUCCUGUCCUUAGGUGUCGUGUUAGGAGGCAGCGGCGACAGAUCAAUCCGUUUCCGGCCUACUUUGGUCUUCCGCGACCACCACGCACACCUCUUCCUGAACAUCUUCAGCGACAUCUUGGCAGACUUCAAGUAGCCGAGUCUUACCUUGCACUGAGAGAGCCCAAAUCCUAUAAGAGUCUGAGAAUAGUUUAUUUAAAAUCAUAAACAUAUAUAUAAAUAUAUAUAUAUAUAUUUUCACUAAUAGGAAAAACCGAAUUCAUAAAGUGGGGGGGUUGUUUUGUUUUUCAAAUGUUUGUUUUAUUUUUCCAUGCUUAUCACCAAUUCGAGCUGCUUCCAACUUAAAACUCUGGACACCCUCUGGUGCUUUUGAAAUUCCUUGCAAGUAUUCUCAGUUCUGGGCAGCCGACCUGUUCAGGGUGGGGACUUAAGAGUUGUUCAUUAUCUUGGUUAGGACACAUGCUAGAUGUUUGGUGCAUUUAGUCUCUGAAGCGGGAUUCCUGAGAGCUUCUCAGCGUUUAUAACAACAAAUUUCCUACCCUUAAGGUGGCAGUGAGACUUCUGAAAAUGCACACCUACUGCCACUGAUCCAGAGCUCUGUAUACAUACCAAUGCAGAUGGGAGCAGCUAUUCAUGCACAUCCAUGCACACCCCAGAGCCCCCAGACCCACAAAUAUUCACUGACUGGAGCCAACUGUGUUUGUAUUUAAGCAAUUGAAUCAUUCCCCCCUCUAUUUCGUAAAAAACACACCUUUUUUUCUUUCCUUGCAUAUAUGUCCCGUUUUUCUUCUUCUGUGGUACCAAAGGUGGUAUCUGCCAGGUUCCCAGGACAUCUCCCAUCCAAGCACUGACUGGACUCAGACCUGCUUAGCUUCAGCUUGCUUGCCUUUGGACUCAGACCCUGGGUCUGAGUUUCCUUUUCAGUUCCCCGUUGCAUUUCCCUAUAUGCAGCUCACCAGAGGCUUAUACCCAAUUUCUCUUUGAUGCAGUUUCCUAACCCAGCAUGGGUCACUGCCCUUGAGCAUUGUAUAUGUUUGGGAUCGCUACCCCAACCCUUUUAGUGGAGAUGUCAGGCACUGAACUUUGGACCCCUGGCCAGUGAGCUCCUCCUUAAUAAAGAGAGGUUCCUUUUUAUACCUACCACACUUCCUGUGCCAAAUAUCUCUGCCAGCACAGAACUCUCCUUCGCUGGAGGAUUUUAAGCAGAGCUUAAGUCAGAGAUUCUUUAGCUAUGAUUCCUGCAUUGCAGGGGGUUGGACUAGAUGGCCCUUGGGGUCCCUUCCAGCUCUGGAAUUCUGUGAUUCUACUAAAGUCACAUUGGUGAGACUAAAUGAUGUAGAUGGUGCUUCCGAAGGCAAACAUCUGGCUUGGUGCAAAAGGUCCCGAUUUGCACAUUUAGAAAUGCACAAUGAACAGCCCUGUUGCAAAGGUGCAGAAAGGCACCCCUCAUCUGUCGGAACCAGAAUACUAAUUUCUCUUAGCAAUGCCUAGCCUUUUGCAGAUGAAACAUGGCCUGCGUCAACUGGUGAACACACCAGCUCAUUGAACGUGGGGCAGUUUUUGAUGACCUUCCCAUUUUACAAUCCCAGGCAGGCAGCAAAAGCAAAUGGUCCGUCCUGCCACCCCAGGCCUGCAGCUGCAUGUGGCUGGACUGUGUUUUAACCUUGAAGCAUUGUCACUUGGCCUCAAAUAUCUUCCAUGCUGGGGCGAUAUGUCGCACACAGAUGUCCUUUUGCCAAUUUCGGUGUCCAGAGAGAGAGAUGGGGGAGAGAAGCAGCAGAGUUUGUGAGUGUGGGUUUUGAAGUUUUGGGGUUUUUUUACAAGGUUGUCUGCUAAGCAGAAAGUGUGGACUUUUGUAUGGAUUGGGAGAAGAUGAUAUGUUUUAAGGAAAGUAACACACACACACACACACACACACACACACACACACACAGCACUAAAUAAUUUUCAAAUAACUUCCUCAGCACUUUUAACACUGAUUUUAGGUUUCUAGACUUUAUGGUUGUAAUACACAAGUAUGCGGCUUGCUUGUGCAAAACUGGGCCAAACUCCAUGUGCUUUUUUUUAGAUACUGUGCCUUUAUUCUGCCCCACCUCCCCUCCCACCAUGCAUACCCUUCUCAUAAAUGGAGUUCAUUAUGGGAUGAAGAGAGAGAGAAAUUCACCCUCCUCUACUCAAAAUGCACUAUCACAACUCCUUACCUUGCUGUCCCUGUCAUUCAGUAUUGCCUGAAAAGUGGGGAAAGACAAACAUGUGAUCAACAGAAAGGGGGUCUUCUGUAUGCACCCCCCAAAAAAACCCCCACAUCCUGUGCUAUGUCUCCUAUUUCCCUUUUAUGACAACAUCAGCAGCAGGACCUGCUCUGCCAUUAGGCAGAGGAUGAAAAAGCCAUUUCAGGCAGCUGAUUCAGUGUGUCCUGAAAAAUCAGCAUUCAGGACUGCUUAAUUUAUUAUUGCCAAGGAUGGGGAGAGGUGGCUGUGUGUCUCAGGUGCCAAAAUAACUUGUCUGGCAAGGGGUUUCAGGCAUGGAGGGUUCCCUAGUCCUACCUGGAUCUUCUGCAUGCCAAGCAGAUGUUCUGCCACUGGGUUAUGGCCCUUCCUUUUAGGAACAUAGAAAGCUACUUUGUGUUGAGUCAGACCAUUGAUCCACCUAACCCAGUAUUGUCUACUACACUGACCAGCAGGGGUUUUUAAGGAUUUUGGGCAUGGAAUCUCUCCCAGCCCUGCUUGGAUAUGAUGGAGAUUGAACCUGCAAUGCUUGACCACCAGAGACAGGAAACAGCACACAGUGGGGUUAUUCCCACUUCCUGGGAAUCUUUGACUAAUCCUUGUGGUUAUGAUACUUGGAAGCACUUAGGCAAUGACUUCUAAAUCUCAGAAGUCAGGGAGAUGGCUGAACGAGAUUUGCAGGGGUUGAGGGAAGGGCUUCAGAUCCUUUCCCCCUCUCCCUUGCCCCCCACCUGCCAUGAUAAGCAAAUCUGGAAUAGCAAAAUUAUAGCAAUGCUGAACAAUCUAUGCAAAGGAGAGAGACCACGGCAUGAUUUAUGCAAUCACAAAAUUGCCAGGACCUUUUCAGUAAGCGGCCUAGGAAGAAGCAGGUGGAGCCUUCAUUGGCUGCUUUGUGUCACCAGACCUGCUGAUAGCUGCAUUGCCACCCUUUGGCCAUUUGCAAUGGGGGCGCUGUAGGGCAGCAGGUCUCCCAUUGAUCAAACUGCUGCAAUUCCACAGCAGGGCGCCUGCACUUGACUGCUGGAAUCCCCAGUUCAAGACUCCCCUGGCACCUUGCAAUAGCAGUAUCGUACCAGUCUGUAUCCUUGGGUACCUGGUAGCUAAAUAGCUCCAAUAAUCCUGAGUGCUCCGAGUCAUUAGUUCAACAGGCUAAUUGCUUCUUCCUCACAUUUCAUUUUAUACUGCCCCUGCCUUUGAUGCUAUUCUUAAUGUCCAAAGAACUCCUUUACCUAUGGGGAUAGGAACGUAUACACCCAAAGGUUCCAGGCCUCUUGGUGCAUAAGAAAGAAAGCUUAUCCCACGGCUUGUGACACUUAGCAUUUCAAAACAUAGUUGGGGUGGGGGUACUGAACUCCUUAACGCUCCUGCCCUUGGAAGACUGGAUUUCUUCUGCAUGUUUUUCCAGACAUUUCCCCGCAAGCACCCAUGCAUCAAAGUUUAAUCUCUGCCGCAUCUUUAGCAGGUUGGAGACCUUUGGGAAAGAAGCCAGACUCCAUUGCCAGUAGCAGGGAAUCAAGAGUCCUUCAGCAUAUCAGCGCAAUUGAUGUUGUAGGCAUCUGUAGUGAGUCUUGUACUUUAGCUGUGAUUCCUGCAUUGCAGGGGGUUGGACUAGAUGACCCUGGGGUCCCUCCCUGCUGAUGGAACCCCAAGAUCUGGUAACCUGCACAUUUGCCACAUUCUUGUUUUAUUGUUCAUAAAAUAACUUCUCCGCCUGUCCCGUUUCUUCUUUUAAAGUAAUUUUUUUAAUGGAACACUGUUAACUGUGAACACUUGUGCACAACCUAACCAUGGUUCUCAGACCAUGGUGGAUGCUUUAACCUAGGGAAGCUCUAUGGUGUUAACAGACAUCCUUUUUUUUUAAAAAAAGAAAGUAAUAAUCUUUGUUUACAGCCUCUCUGUUAACUGUGCCAAAUUCAUGCGUGAGCCAGUACCUAACUUGAUGUAGCCAGUUACCAUGUCGCACAGAUCCAUGAAAUAACGUUUCCUGUGUUAAUCAGUAUUCUUAAAAUAAAAUAUUUAUAACUGAAAUCUGACGGGAGUAGAGGUGUUCUUUUAAAACAGGGGGAGACAUUUGGGGCCAACGAGUCUGAGGUGUGUGGGGUGACGACAACAUGCCAGUGAGGGACGGGGGCAGAAGUAAAGGAUUAGAAUGUUUAUAAAACACAAGUUCGUAAAAUCCUGCAUGGUGGAUUGAGAAAGGUUUUAUUCCUAUUUUGUAACACUAGAACUUGUGAACGUUCAAUGAAGGUUGGAAGGUUCAGCAUAAAAGGAAGUUGUUCAUGCAGCUCACGGUUAAACUGUGGAACUCACUGCCACAGGAGGCAGUGGUGGCUUUGUUGGACAAAUUCAUGGGGAGAAGGC